GGGAAGCCAACCGGAAGUAGAGGAAAUUCCUGGGAGAUAGUCGUUGUCUCUGAUCCGGAAGUAGCUGUGGAUUCUGUGUUUUUUGAAAGGGUAAGCGGUUGUUAUGGUGCUGAGUGCUACCCUUUGAAGAAGACAAAACUGACCCAGUGGGCCUGUUCAGUAAAAUCGUAUUGUAUCUAACCGAAAUACUAAUUGCCAAGGAUAGACAAACAUUAAAUAAGCAAGCUGUGACUGCUUGGAGUUUGAGACACCAGUAAUAAUUGUAUCGCAGAAGUAUUAUCUCGCGUUUACCACAUGAACUCAGGACACAGCAAUGCAUGUGUAAAAAAAAAAAUCAUAUUUGGUUUAACAUAUUACUGUUUAAUUACAUUUGGAGGCUCCUGGCCCCUACAACUAGUGUGCUGUUGUGGUGCUUAUAAUGUCUCUUUGGCCAUCCGGAGUGCACUUGGGUUAAUGACAGCUAAUCUUUGUCUUCAACCCAUAUCUUACUUUCCUUCUGAAAGUCUAAAGGAAACACUAUCCUUACACUGAACAUAAGAUUGAAAUUGAUAUUUUAGGAAGUGUAAAUUAAUAGCCAUGGUGAAAGUGGCUAGGGCUACAGAAAUAUUGAUUUCACUCCUAAACAGAGAAUUGAGCAGUGAGACUGCGGGAUUGAGAUCAUGAUCUAUCCAUUUGGCUGACCCUUUAAAGGGACACUCCAGACACCCAGACCACUUCUACCCAUUGGAGUGGUCUGGGUGCCAACUCCCACUACCCUUAACCCUGCAACUGCAACAAUAUUUACCUUGCAGGGUUAACUCCUCCUCUAGUGGCUGCCUACUAGACAGCCACUAGAGGGCACUUCCGGGUUUAUAGCACACAUUUCGUGUGCUAUAGUGUCGCUGGACGUCCUCACGCUAUGUGAGGACCUCCAGCCAACGUCACUGAAAUCCCCAUAGGAAAGCAUUGAAAGCCUUUUUCAGUACCUUCCUAUGAAGAGGUCUAGUGCCGUGCAUGUGCAUUAGGUCUCUCCCCGCCUACCGCGCAUGCGCAAUAGGUCUCCCCCGCCAUCAUCCGGAGCGUGGGCGGACCCUGAACCAGCGCAGAGGGACAUCGGUGCUGGAUACUGGUAAGUCGCUGUAGGGGUUUUAACCCCUUCAGCAACUUGGGAUAUGGGGUGGGAGGGAGAGGGGAUCUGCAGUGCCAGGAAAACGGUUUGUUUUCCUGGCACUGGAGAGUCCCUUUAAGCCAGCCUCCUUUACCCAAGCUUCCUGUUUACAAUUCCCUUUCUAACCUACAGUGUCCAGUAACACAGCAAAGCUAGUAGGAGAUAAGUGCCCAUUUAAGUAGUCAAUGCGCUAGAUUAUCUCAUUUCCAUAAGUGUAUACGUCAUGGCCACAAAUAUGUGGACAACUCUUUCAGUUUGCGGAUUUUGUUAUUUCAGUCAAUCUCAGGGCCUUCGGAGUCCUAUCUUACUUCAGUUCCCUGGUAUCUGGCAUCUUGUGACAUCAGGGAACUGUCUUUAGACAGCACAGUGAGAAUGCGUCAUUAGUAGUACUUGCAUUGUGCAGCUGGCACUAGGGGAGUGCUUUAGCAGCGCCCUCAACAUGAUCCUGAAGGCUGAGGAGCCAACCAGACGGCCUGUCAGUGGGUGGGCCUGGCCAUUAUGGGUGUUGCUAGUGACAUGAGUUGUGUCACUUGAUGAUGCGACCUCACGAUCCCACCCACCCCGUCCCGAUUCUUCACUCCUGAUUUUAGUAGGUAUGUUCAAACCAUUGGUAAGAGUUGUAUAAUAUUAAAUAUACAGACAUGCAGUCUUCAUACGGUUAAUAGAUUGAUCAUACUAUGCAUAGUUAAGUAACUUUCAACGUAGCUCCAUCAUAAAAUGCCACCUUGUCAACACAUCAAAUUAUAUUCAUUCUUCCUAAUUAGAUCUGAGCUAUUCAACUGUAAGGUCUAUUAUUGUAAAUUGGAGAAAUUCACUUUGCAAAUGUUUGGGGCACACAAGCUCAUAGAAUCUUCUAGUGCUGUACUAUGUGAACUAUUAUAUCCCUUUACAACCCUUAUAACAUUGUUUUAACCUGCCUCUGGAUAUAAUAUUAAAAAAAAAAAAAAAUGUUCAUCUGAAUUUCAUGUUGCAGGAUUUCUUUUGGCUCUCACAAACCAGCCCAAGAUCAAAAUGUGCAAUGCUAAGCAUAAUUUUAAUGUUGGAAAGUGUACCAGUAUUGGUCUUAGAUCCUUCAUUCUUCUGAGGUAGAUAAAGUUAGUACCAUUAAAUUGGGUAAUAGUAACUGUGACGGAGCUCCCUGUGACGGAACUGGGGUCCUGGAACCGCUCUAGACACCCCCACUGGACGACACUUUCCCCGUUGGAACAGUGAUUAAAGAAUAGCCUUUUACCCCAGUAACCAGACGAGUACAACUGCCUUAUAUGCAGGUUCCCAUGCAAAGGCCAUCCAAAAAGGGUGUUCCUGGAAGUCAUAAUUUAGACUGGCGGUCGUCUUCAAACUACCGAACAUAGUCAAUAAUCUUACCCGGGAUGGUUUUGUGGGAACGUUUCCACCGAACAGUGUCUUUCUAAGGGUUGUAGAACAGAAUGCAGGUGGAAGUCCAGCGGUGUUCGGGAGUUUCAGUAUCCGAAAAUAGUUCCAUGAACAAAGUAGCAAUUAGGCUUAACAAGCUCCAGGGUUGUCUCUGGUUUGUGCGGCUGUUCGGUUCCGAACUGAGACUUUUACAUCUCAUUUACAGGGUCCAUAGUGUGGGCAGGCUCCUCCAGAAACUCUUUCAAACUGACUUGAAAAGGGGAGUUUGUCACCGUAACAACAACCCCUGGAUGUUGGGCUAAGGUAGCAUCCCCAGGACAUACUUGAAAACCAGAGUAAUCUAAAUGUACCUUUCCUGGUUAAAUACUUUGUUAAUAUUAUAUACUCUUCUGGAGUAAUGAAUCCAAUAUCAUCAUCUAGUUACUCAAAUCACUGCAUAGUACCAAAAUAAGUUUGGUGUAAGAAUUCUAAAGUUUUUUGUUUUUUUUAUUGUUACAACUAAGCCAGUUCAUUUCACUGAGCAAACUUCUUUAGAAUAUAUUAUUCAGUGAUAUUGUGGAAGAUUCUGUAAUUAGAAGUUUACUGCAAUAGUCUGGAUUAAGUCCUUGUUUUAUAACCGCAAUGUGUCCAUUCACAAAGUGAACUGCAUACAGGCAUAGUUUAUCAUGAUACGUGUGGAAGAACACUGUGGACGCUGACUAUUCUCCAGAACAUCAGGGUCCUCUUUUAUACAUUUGUGGUAAAAUUAAAGGAAAUCACAAUGGUAUGUUCUGAUAUCUGUUAGAUUAACUAUAAGAGAAGUGCAUUAUAAUAUGGAGGACCAGUCCCAUAAUGGUUAUGAUUUUGGAAUUAAAUAUUUUUUAACAAAUGUUUAUAUACUUUUGUAUACACCAGUGGUAGUCAACCUUUUUCUACCUACCGCCCACUAAUGCAUCUUUCUUGAUGGAAAAAUGUCCUUACCGCCCACCAGUUUUCGCGCAAGUGCAGAAUAUUUUUUUAGAAAGGAGGGCGUUUAAAAAAAAAAUAAAUGUACGUACAUUUAUCUUUUUAUUUCUACUUUAUGCAUGUUUAUAAUGUUUUUAAAUUUAUAAAGUUUAAUGAGAAAACAAUAAAGUAAAUUGAAAUUACCUUUACUAGUGAUUAAUGAGAUCCUUGAGGUUGAUGCUGCAAGACUAAAUAUUUAAUAUCUGGUUCGUUUUUCGUAAGGAACAAACGAAGGUCUCCUCUUUCGGUGAUAUUCAGACGAUUUCUCUGUUUGCUCAUAAUAUGAUUUAUCUGUGCAUCAGCUCCCCUCCUCUGCCUCCUCAAUGCCCCUCCCCACCUUUUUUUUUUUUCUUCCUUUUUUCUAUUUUUUCACCUUCCUUAUAGCAAUGCCCAGAAGGAAGGCUGAGCUAGGCAGCCCACUUACUAUUAUUAGCCAACAACAAUUCUCUCCUUUUCCUUUUUAUUUUCAUUCUUUCUCCUUUUUUACAAGUACUCUACUCCUUCUUUCUCCUAUUCUACAAGUACUCUGCGCCUUCUUUCUCCUUUUUACAAAUACUCUACUCCUUCUUCUAUUCUACAAGUACUCUGCUCACAGACAAACACACUUACAGACACACACUCACACAAACACUUACAAACACAUAUACCUACAGACACACACAUACACACAUAUACUUAGACACACACAUAUACUUAGAGACACACACAUACACUUACAGACACAGACACACACAUACACUUACAUACACCCAAAUUAUUAAUAUUAAAUGUCCACCCAGCCUCCCUACCUAGAGAGAUGGUGUGGGUCUGUCCCUUGGAUCCAGUGGGGCUUCACUUCAGCGGGCGACAGAGUUAAAAUCCGAGGGGGCGAGGGAGCUCUAACCUCUCUGCUCUGCUCCCUCGCGGGAGCCGGACUGAUGCCGGGAGCCGGAAUAUGACGUCAUACCACUGCUGCACGCCAUGCCGGGGGGGUCCAGAACGUGGCCUGGCAGGAGGGAGCACCUUCCUCCUGCCGGUCACUGAAAUCUUGCGCCCGCAUAGCCACUUGCACCCACUCAAAAGAAAGAGGAUUUAGCCGCUGAAAUCCCUACCAAUACAAAAAGAUAAGUCCUGCGCUCACUCCCAUCACUACUGGGCCGACAGCGAUGAUUACAGUACACAUCAGCCCCAAUAUAUAGUAAAAACCAAAGAAAGAAAAAGUUACCUGCGCUGUCUCCUUAAUCCCUAUGUAUAUUUAGACAAAUGGAGGUCAUUUAGUUGCUCCAAAGGCCAUUGGAGGGAAUGCCCGCCUGCCAACGUCAAGGCAGACCCCCCUAAAAACCAAAGAAAGAAAAAAAAAUUAUUUCUUUGGUUUUUAUUAUAUAUUGGGGUUGAUGUGUAGUCAUUGCUGCCGGCCCAGUAGUGAUGGGAGUGAGUGCAGGAUUUAUCUUUUUGUAUUUGUAUUUACUUUGUAUCACACAGCCUUGUUACAAUGCUGCCGCCCAUCCCAUGUGUUCCCUAUUAAAGGUUAAUAAGUAUAUAGGGGUGUAUAUAAAAAAUACCCGUCUCUGUCUCAUAAGAGAUAUCUUUGCCAGAAGCUCAAGGAAGCAGGCUGAAGGGUCAGUGUAGGACACACUUUAGGGGGGUCUGCCUUGACGUUGGCAGGCGGGCAUGCCCUCCAAUGGCCAUUGGAGCAACUAAAUGACCUCCAUUUGUCUAAAUAUACAUAGGCAUUAAGGAGAGAACGCAGGUAACUUUUUCUUUCUUUGGUUUUACUAUAUAUUGGAGCUGAUGUGUACUGUAGUCAUUGCUGCCGGCCCACUAGUGAUGGGAGUUAGCGCGGGACUUAUCUUUUUGUGUUUACUUUGUAUCACACAGCCUUGUUACAAUGCUGCCGCCCAUCCCAUGUGUUCCCUAUUAAGGGUUAAUAAGUAUAUAGGGGUGUAUAUAAAAAAUACCCCUCUCUGUCUCAUUAGAGAUAUCUUUGCCAGAAGCUCAAGGAAGCAAGGUGAAGGAUCAGUGUAGGACCUGCUUUAGGGGUCUGCCUUGACAUUGGCAGGCGAGCAUUCCCUCCAAUAGCCAUUGGAGCAACUAAAUGACCUCCAUUUGUCUAAAUAUACAUAGGGAUUUAGGAGAGAGCGCAGGUAACUUUCUAUAAAAAAACCCACAUGGGAGAAUACCUUUUCUUUUUACUAACAAGCAUGAAGCUAUAUUUCUUCUUGCAUGGAAAGAAACAGAGAAGGUUAAAUGUGCCCUUUGGGAAUGGUUAGCGAUAGAGAAGGAAAGGUACACACUAUAGUAUUUGGAAAGCAAACAUGUUAUUGCUAAUCGUAUAGUUUUACUCUACCCACAGUUCAAAUGUUUGCAUACCCUGGCAGAAAUUGUGAAAUUUUGGCAUUGAUUUUGGAAAAUAUGACUGAUCAUGCAAACAAAAUAUAUUUUAAUGAGGGAUAGUGAUCAUAUGAAGCCAUUUAUUAUCACAUAGUUCUUUGGUACCUUUUUAAAUCAUAAUGAUAACAGGAAUAGCCCAAAUGGCCCUGAUCAAAAGUUGACAUACCUUUGAAUGUUUUCCCUUGUUACAGACACACAAAGUGGCGCACACAGGCUAAAUGACAAUUUAAGGUUAAUUUUCCACACCUGGGCAUUUUUAAAUUGCUAUUGGUGUCUGUGCAUAAAUAGUCACUGAGUUUGUUAGCUCUCACGUGGAUGCACUGAGCAGACUAGAUACUGAGCCAUGGAGAGCAGAAAACUGUCAAAAGAACUACAUAACAAGGUAAUGGAACUUUAUGAAGACGGAUAUAAAACCGAUAUCCAAAGACUUGAAAAUGCCAGGCAGUACUGUUCAAUCCCUUAUUAAGAAGUGGAAAAUCUCUUGAUACCAAGCCAAGGUCAGGUAGACCCAGAAAGAUUUCAGCCACAACUGCCAGAAGAAUAGUUCCGGAUACAAAGAAAACUCCACAGGUAACCUCAGGAGAAAUACAGGCUGCUCUGAAAAAAGACUGUAUGGUUGUUUCAAGGAGCACAAUACGAUGAUACUUGAACAAAAAUGAGCUGCAUGGUCGAGUUGCCAGAAAGAAGCAUUUACUGUGCCAAUGCCACCAAAAAAAAAAAAGCCUGGUUACAAUAUGCCGACAAUACCUUGACAUGCUUCUGGCACAUAUGUAGUGAUGAAACCAAACUAGAGCUUUAUGGUCACAACCAUAAACACUAUAUUUGAAGUGGGCUCAACAGGGCCUAUAGUGGAAAGAAUACCAUCCCCACUGUGAAGCAUGGUGGUAGCCCACUGAUGCGAGGUGGAAGCACUAAAGGCACAGGGAAUCUUGUGAAAAUUGAUGGCAAGAUGAAUGCAGCAUGUUUUCAGAAAAUACUGACAGACAAUUUGCAUUCUUCUCCACAAAGGCAACGCAUGGGAUGCUCUUGGACUUUCCAGCAUGACAAUUAUUAUUUUAUUAUUUAUAUAGCGCCAGCAAAUUCCAUAGCACUGUACAAUGACCACAAGGCCAAGUUGACCCUCCAUUGGUUACAGUUGAAAAAGGUGAGGUUCUGGGUUGACAUGCUUUGUUUUACAAUUGUGCCGUUCUGUUAUAACCUACAGAUGAAUAUGAAUCCCAUAAGAACUAAAAGAAGUGUGUUUAGCCUGCUUACUCAUGUUUCUUUAAAAAUGGUACAUAUAUUACCAACUCUCCAAAGGUAUGCAAACUUUUGAGCACAACUGUAUGUUUGUGUCCACCACCCCUCUGCGAGGCUUUAAAAAUUGAGUAUUACUACCUUCACUCCCUUGCCAAGCUGGUCUCACUGCAAACGCUCUGGCUCUUGGGUGAGAUCAUCAAGACUGUCCUAAACCAAUCCAAUUAUUUUCCAUAGGGAAGCAUUGGAAGGCUAGUAAGCAUGUGUGGCAAAUUGUCACACUGUGUCAAUUAAACAGGAAGAGAGCCGUUGCAGGGUUUAAAUGUCUCCUCUGUGUCACAUCUGUGUUCCUAACGCUAUAGUGUUCAUUUAAAAAAAAAUAACAAUAAUAUUAUUAGCCACUUUAUUCAAAGACCAGCACAUUAAAACAAGCAGUGAACUAUAUGACUUCCAGAUGCAUGGUGAGUUAUGUCAAAAAACAGCACAUUGCAUUUACACCACUGGCCUGUACAGUGCCUAUAUAUCAAUCCCAAAGGAGCAUCUUUGGCAUGUUAAUGAUGUUAGUAACAUCAAUGUGUAACAACAGUUCUGUUUGAACCCGUAUUGCUGUCAGCAAUGACCAGUCAGUCCGUAAUGUUUUCUACACCUAAUAUAAUCCCUGUAUUUAAAGGGAAACUCCAGUGCCAGGAAAACAAUCAGUUUUCCUGGCACUGCAGGUUCCCUCCCACCCCGCAGCCCCGGUUGCUGAAGGGGUGAAAACCCCUUCAGUAACUUACCUGAGGCAGCGACGAUGUCCCACGUCGCUGCUUCUCCCUCCGCGCCUCUCCUCCUUCCCCUUCCACUGGCAAUGCCUCGCAUGCGCAUUAGCGCUCCCCAUAGGAAAGCAUUGAAAAUGCAUUUCAAUGCUUUCCUAUGGGGAAAUGAGCGACGCUGGAGGUCCUCACACAGCGUGAGGACCUCCAGCGACGCUCUAGCACAGGUUUCCUGUGCCCUCUAGUGGCUGUCUACUAGAGUUAACCUUGCAAGGUAAUUAUUGUAGUUUAUGAAAACUGCAAUAAUUACACUUGCAGGGUUAAGGGUAGUGGGAGUUGGCACCCAGACCACUCCAAUGGGCAGAAAUGGUCUUGGUGUCUGGAGUGUCCCUUUAAGCAUUUAUGUUCCGGAGUAGAGAUGUCCACAGAAAUAAUUUUUGUUCAUUUCUUUGUUACAAUUUUUGUUUCAGAUCAUCCAGAAAUGUAUUCACAUAGCUAUUUAGUUUAACCAAAAUUUGUUAAAAUUUUUAGUUAAACAAAUCUCGUUCAACCAUUGAUGUUUAUGGAAAUGGAUGAAUACUGUUUGCAAAACAGGAUUAAAGGAACGCUACAGGCACCCAGACCACUUCAUCUCAGUGAAGUGGUCUGGGUGCCAUGUGCCCUCUGUUUUAACGACUUCCUUCUGGUGCCUCUUCCAUGAAAUCAUGGAUUAUUGGAUUAGCGCAGUGUGACAAUUUGCUGUGCAUGCACAAUAGCCUUCCAAUGUUUUCUUAUGGAAUAGUUGGGAUCAACAAUCUCCGUGAUCUCAGCCAGGGGCGUUUUAGCUGCGAGGCAAACAAGGCAUUUGCCUUGGGCGGCGGCAAAAAAAGCCGCCCCCCAAAUGCCCAGGGCAAAUGUCUUGUUAGCCUUGCGGCUAACAGACAUGCCGAGCGGGCGGACGGCGCUGGAUGAUGGUCCGGCGGGCGGCUGCCGAGGGAGCUCUUCCUCUGAGCCGUCUGCUCAGCUCCCUCGCGCGCCGUAGAGUGAGGCUGGGAGCCGGAAUAUGACGUCAUCAACCCGGCUCCCAGCCUAACUCUGCGGCGCGCGAGGGAACUGAGCAGACCGCUCAGAGGAAGUGCUCCCUCGCCAGCCGCCCGCCCAGCGCCCCCCGACCACCCAGCAGCCACUGGACCACCAGGGAGAUAGAGAACCCCUUACCCCCCAGCACUCCCAAAGGUAAGGAGGCGGGGUUAAAAAAAAAAUGUUAAUGUGGUGAGUGAGUGUGUGUGUGUCUGUUAGUGUGUGAGUGUGUGUGUCUAUGAGUGUGUCAGUGAGUGUGUGUUUCUGUUAGCUAGUGUAUGCGUAUCUGUCAGUGAAUGAAUGUAUGUGUGUGUGUGUGUGUGUAUUUAGAAGGCGGGGCGGGGGGAAGGGAUGGGUGGCGGUAUCGCGCGGGGGGGGGCUGGAGGGGGGGAUUGGGGAGUGCCUGAGUUUUGUCCUGCCUAGGGCAGCACAAAACCAGGAUACACCACUGAUCUGAGCCAAGGAGGCGGGACCAGCUGUAGAAAUAGUGGCGUGGGAAAUAUGGUGAGUUGACUUUUAACAUUCGCGGGGGAGGAAGUCACCUAAAUGAUGAGAUACUAUACCAUUAGGAAUAAACAUUUCAUCUUUAAAGAAAUUCAAUGCAGUUGCACAUAUACACUCGCAGCCAAAUAAAAUAAGAAUUGUUUGAACGUUUGCAUAAUAAAAAUCAGAAAUAUAAAAUGAAAACAAUAAUUUUUAAUGUUCAAUUGUUCAUCAAUUAAACUAGUCGUGAGCUGAGGGAAAGUAGAUGGAGUCUUACAUUAUCAGUGUGCUGUGGUUAUUGGUACUUGCUGUUAUCUUUCUUCUCUGAAUAUGCUGCAGGGUGGCUGCUGGCUAUACUGCUGCUUGUACUUGUGAGUGUGCUGCUUCAGUAGACAGUCUGAGUAAAUUUUUGAAGUAUCAGACUUUUUUUUUAUUUAUGUUUUUCCCCUUCAUUUGAACUUUAGAAUAUAAUACAGGUAUUUUCUUAAUAAGGAAUAGACCAGACAUUUAUUUCCUAGGUUUCUUGCUGCUGCCUGCAGAUGAAGACUCUGCAGAGGUCUGGCUCAUUGUCUUUUUUUUCUUCAUUAUUCAUUUGCUUAAAGGACCACUAUAGUGCCAGGAAAACAUGCUCGUUUUCCUGGCACUAUAGUGUCCUGCUAUGUUUAUAGAAAAAAGGGUUAAACCUAGUUGGACCAGGCACCCAGACCACCUCAUUAAGCUAAAGUGGUCUGGGUGCCUAUAGUGGUCCUUUAAAUUCAUUGACAAGAAAACUAUAUUCCUGGCUAAUCAUGGCAGCAUCACUCAUGGGUAGCUCCUCCCCCUACACCUCAGUCUUUGUUCCUGUCCUUAGCUGAUUCUACAGGACUUAAAACACUUUUUUUUUUUCAUAUUGUUUUUGGCCACCUGUUUGUCGUCGUUUUGUUCCGAAUUAAUUUCAGCCUCUCUUAUUUGAAGGACCCAGUAAACGGACUAACUGGGUCAGGUUCAGUGUCUGUACUGAACUGCUGCGUGGGAUUUAUAUAUUGUGUUCUGAGGGUGACACAGCUACAAUGUAUUUCAUGGGGUUGGACCUCCUUUAAAAAAUUCCUUUUUUUUGGCAUUACCCCUACAAAUUGGAGCCUAAAUCCCUCCCCCCUCCCCCUUGUGGCAGUUUAUUGGGAUCCAUAUUAGUGUGGGGUCCUCCAGUUGGAGGGAACCAUUGUAGGGACGUUCCGUAUUCAAUUGCUGGAAUGAGGUAGUGCAUUCCAGCGGACAGAAGGGACAUCGUAGGGGUUGUGUGGGUAUAACGCGAGCGCCUGGAAUGCAUAGCGUGCAUGCCAGCAUUCUGCAAAUGAGUGGAACUACCGUUCUUCCCCGACACUAUUUAAAUCAGAGUGAUCUGAGGCUCUGUGUGCAUGCUACAUCUGCUGAUAGCGAUCUUGAGCGCACUACUUCACGUCCUUUGAUUUGGUGCGUUGAAGUUGGAGUUUUUUCCUUUGGCUGUUUGAAUUGUCUUUGUCAGAAGGUAGGCUUUUCUCCUUGUGGUUUUUAAACUUUACUUGACAUUCCGUUUUGCUUCUGAAUUUUGAUGGGAUGUGGAUUUGGGUCUUUUGACAUUUCUUUUGAUUUCCAUUAUAGUAUGGAUUCUCUAGCCAAUAACUUUUAAUAUUCUGGGGGGGUUUAAAAGAGUGCCAGGUUGAGCCUGUAAUAUACAGGGAGUGCAGAAUUAUUAGGCAAGUUGUAUUUUUGAGAAUUAAUUUUAUUAUUGAACAACAACCAUGUUCUCAAUGAACCAAAAAAACUCAUUAAUAUCAAAGCUGAAUAUUUUUGGAAGUAGUUUUUAGUUUGUUUUUAGUUUUAGCUAUGUUAGGGGGAUAUCUGUGUGUGCAGGUGACUAUUACUGUGCAUAAUUAUUAGGCAACUUAACAAAAAACAAAUAUAUACCCAUUUCAAUUAUUUAUUAUUACCAGUGAAACCAAUAUAACAUCUCAACAUUCACAAAUAUACAUUUCUGACAUUCAAAAACAAAACAAAUCAGUGACCAAUAUAGCCACCUUUCUUUGCAAGGACACUCAAAAGCCUGCCAUCCAUGGAUUCUGUCAGUGUUUUGAUCUGUUCACCAUCAACAUUACGUGCAGCAGCAACCACAGCCUCCCAGACACUGUUCAGAGAGGUGUACUGUUUUCCCUCCUUGUAAAUCUCACAUUUGAUGAUGGACUACAGGUUCUCAAUGGGGUUCAGAUCAGGUGAACAAGGAGGCCAUGUCAUUAGAUUUUCUUCUUUUAUACCCUUUCUUGCCAGCAACGCUGUGGAGUACUUGGACGCGUGUGAUGGAGCAUUGUCCUGCAUGAAAAUCAUGUUUUUCUUGAAGGAUGCAGACUUCUUCCUGUACCACUGCUUGAAGAAGGUGUCUUCCAGGAACUGGCAGUAGGACUGGGAGUUGAGCUUGACUCCAUCCUCAACCCGAAAAGGCCCCACAAGCUCAUCUUUGAUGAUACCAGCCCAAACCAGUACUCCACCUCCACCUUGCUGGCAUCUGAGUCGGACUGGAGCUCUCUGCCCUUUACCAAUCCAGCCACGGGCCCAUCCAUCUGGCCCAUCAAGACUCACUCUCAUUUCAUCAGUCCAUAAAACCUUAGAAAAAUCAGUCUUGAGAUAUUUCUUGGCCCAGUCUUGACGUUUCAGCUUGUGUGUCUUGUUCAGUGGUGGUCGUCUUUCAGCCUUUCUUACCUUGGCCAUGUCUCUGAGUAUUGCACACCUUGUGCUUUUGGGCACUCCAGUGAUGUUGCAGCUCUGAAAUAUGGCCAAACUGGUGGCAAGUGGCAUCGUGGCAGCUGCACGCUUGACUUUUCUCAGUUCAUGGCAGUUAUUUUGCGCCUUGGUUUUUCCACACGCUUCUUGCGACCCUGUUGACUAUUUUGAAUGAAACGCUUGAUUGUUCGAUGAUCACGCUUCAGAAGCUUUGCAAUUUUAAGAGUGCUGCAUCCCUCUGCAAGAUAUCUCACUAUUUUUGACUUUUCUGAGCCUGUCAAGUCCUUCUUUUGACCCAUUUUGCCAAAGGAAAGGAAGUUGCCUAAUAAUUAUGCACACCUGAUAUAGGGUGUUGAUGUCAUUAGACCACACCCCUUCUCAUUACAGAGAUGCACAUCACCUAAUAUGCUUAAUUGGUAGUAGGCUUUCGAGCCUAUACAGAUUGGAGUAAGACAACAUGCAUAAAGAGGAUGAUGUGGUCAAAAUACUCAUUUGCCUAAUAAUUCUGCACUCCCUGUAUGUUUAUAUAUGGCUUUGUUUCAGCCCCAGCAAACAAUUGGAUUCACCCCCUAAAAAAUCAAGGGAUAAAACCAAUAAAUGCGUGAACUGUUUGUCCUCUGCACCUCAGGGAAGGAACCUCUGCAGAGAAUGCUUAUUGGAAAUAGCGGAUGCUUCCAAUAGGAGUUCCCAACAGGACGACCUUAACGCUGGAUUUCCCAAGCCAUUGCUGAGGGCUUUAAGUCCACCACGGAUAAAAGUGGUCUAUGUAAAAGACGCAGGGCGGAAGCUCAGUCUUCAUGCUCUGAGAAAGGCCCUGAUAUGUGGGAGGUCUCAGAUGAAUGUGAGGAAAUAGGUCAACAUUCCCGGUGCAUUCUUCAAUUAGGGACACGAUCCUUCUAGAAUGUAACAAGCCUGAAAGAAAAUCCACAUUAAAGAAUAAGCUUACGAGGAUAUAUCCCUACUCUGCCAAUGACAGCGCAGUAUGGAACUCAAUCCUUAAAAUAGAUGCUGCCUUGAUUAAUAUGGCUAAGAAAACUAUGUUCCCCAUUUACUCCAUGACUUACCUUAGAGAACCUAUGGAAAAACAUAUGGAUGGGGAUCUCCUAAAAUCUUACUUAGCCCUAGGCUCCACCCUCCAUACUGCAGUGGCACUAACCACUCUCUCUAGGGCCUUAAGAGUAUGCCCCGCAAAUCUGCAGGAGGAUGUUGGCCGUGGAGUCCACAGGGAACAUCUCUUGGAAAGUCUCAAGGACAUCAGCCUUGCUAUAGAAUUUUGUUAGGAAGCCUCUUUAGCCAUCACUCGUAUGAUUGCUAAAGGUAUGGCCUUAACUGUGGCCUCUAUUUGGGCCCUAUGGCUUCAUUCAUGGGGAGCCGACUAUGCCUCCAAGGCAUCUUUGUGUGGCCUUCCAUUUCAGGGGGAUUUAUUAUUCGGUAAGAUUCUGGAUGACGCCAUACAAAAGGCUGCAGAUGGUAAAAAAGGGGUUUUUUUUGCCACAAGAAAGAAGGAAGACUAAACACUUCAAGGAUUGGUCCUUUUGGGACAGCAGAAGCUAUAAACUAGGAAGGGAGUAUUCUAGAAAUUGCUCUUGCAAAAAAGGCUUCUCUCAUUCAUCAUCCAAUAAGGCUUCCAGAGGGAGAGGAUCUAGAACUUCCGGAAAGAACUUCUGAAGGUCUACCGGCCCAUUCGGGGAUGGUGGGAGGAAGGCUAAGGUUCUUCCUCCCUUUGUGGGCCUCAAAUAUCACAGAUGUCUGGAUCAAUUCUAUCAUAAAAGAAUGUUACAGUGUAGAAAUCUCCUCUUACCCGAAAUCCGCUCUCUUCAGGAAGUCCAUGGUAUUGUCGGGCAUCAAACGAAGAGCCAUGAGGAAAUGCAUCUCUACUCUUAAGGAACAAGGGGUUAUAGAUGAAGUUCCGAAGGAGGAAAGGUUCAAAGGAGUUUACUCCACAGUGUUUUUGGUUCCAAAAACACCAAGGAAAGUGGUGUCUGAUUCGGAACUUUAAGCUAUUCUUGUUCGACCACCUAAAACAAAUAGCGCAUUUAACUCCAACGGAUUUCUUUAGAUACAUGCAACUUAGGGACCAUGUACAACAAACACGAGUGCAGCAGGCUGCUAGGAGACCACAGACCUUCUUUGAGAGGAUAUGCCUCGAAGAAACUGCACAACGAGGCUUUAUAACUAACCUAUACACACACAUAUGUUCAGAAACAGAGGACUGGGGAACCCUAGCAUAUACGGACGCCUGGGAAAGAGACCUAGGGGGAAGUACUAGAGGGAGUGAGAGAAAUAUGGGAAGCAAACACCUCAAUAUCCAUUUGCGUAACCCACCAAGAACAGGCUUAUAAAACAAUGUUUAGGUGGUAAACUACACCCGUGAAACUUCAUAGCAUGAAUCACACACCAUCCAACACCUGUUGAAGAGGAUGUGGUGUUACAGGUACAUACAUCCACAUGUGGUGGGAAUGUCCCCAAGCGCAAUCGUUUUGGGUUAAAAUACAUAACCCGAUCAAAAGAAUCUUUCAUAGGGCGCCACACCUAAAUCCAUGGACAUACUUGCUUAAUAGAUCUUUAGACGAUUGGACGAGGAGAGAGCAGAAACUGAUCCAUAAGAUUACUUUAGCCGCAAGAAGAACGAUAGCAGAGGCAUGGCUACAAACCAAAAUGCCACCAAUCCAGAGGGUCAUUUCCAAUAUAAAAGAGGUAUACCUCAUGGACAGCUUGACUUAGAGGGACCAUGUCUAGUUUUGACAAAUUGUGGGACCCAUGGCAGAAUAGCGAUCUCUCUGAUUAAGGGACAUCUUGGGUUCCCGGAGACAAGAGUAGGGGCUACUUGGGAACACGAAAAGAAAUGGACAUACCCUAGAGGACCCUCUCACAGAGUCAUACUGAGCUGACCUGAUGCAUAACCUUAACCACCUUUCCCCCCUUCAUUAUUUUCCCUCUUCUCACUCUACCUACUUUUUCUACACUCCUUUCUACUAUAGGAUCUUCCUUUCAUCAUACAAUAAUACAAGCUAGCUUAGGCUACAUAAUGUAGUACACAGACCACUGUGGUACGAUGGGCGGAAUACUACCUACCAAACAGCGAAUUAGUUUGAGUAAACUAGAGCUCAUCCUAAUGAAUGGGGAUGCAGAACAUAGGGACCAUAAGGGGACAGCUAAAUCCCAUUACGAAACUCACCCCUACUGCAUCUUACAAAGGGUAUAGAUAAGGAGGACGGGAUGAGCAUGCAGGUUGUAGAUUAUGUUUAUGUUAUAAGUUAUAUAAAAAAAAAACCUUGGCAAGUAGCCAUAUAAGCCUAUUACUACUGUAAUCGUUAGAUAUGCAUUGUCUUAGCAUCUGUAUAACUAUGUUCAAAUAUGUUUGUAACUUAAUAGGCUUUUGCAUAAGCCGUAAUACCUACGUUACAUUGCUACUUUUGUCAAGAUGAAAAAAAUAAAGUAUUUAAAAAGGGGGGGGGAGGGGGAUUGGAUGACUUCUAUAGACUUGAAGGACGCCUACUACCAAAUCCCUAUAAACUGCGAUCAUGUAAAAAUGUCUCAAAUGCUGGGCUCUAGGAAGACAUUUUUAAUUCCGGCCUUCAGUUUGGUCUUAGCUUGGUACCAAGAACAUUCUCAAAAGUUCUUCUUGUCACUUUAAUAGCCUUCAUAAGAGUAAGGGGAAUCAAAAUCUUCCAUUACUUGGACGAUAUCCUCAUGAUAGGUCCAUCCCACUGGAUAGUGGCUCAUCGUACUCUAGUGAUGAUGAGCAUUCUUUGAGAUCACGAUUGGCUUCUGAACAUUGAGAAGAGCUCCCUGCUUCCUUCUCAAAAAAUUGUAUUCCUUGGAGCAGUGAUAGAGACAAUCUCAGCCCAUGUGUUCCUCUCUUCAGGAAGAACCCUAAACAUCCGAGACAAAAUCGGAAGACUACAAUAUCUCGAAAAGGCCUCAGCAAGAGAAGUUAUGAGUCUCCUGGAUUCUCUGACAUCAUCUGUCGGACUGGUGAAAUGGGCCCAAUGGAAGUUUCGCCCUAUUCAAAACUGCUUCCUUCUUCAAUUCGACAGAGUAGAAGCAGAUUGGGAGCAAAGGAUAACUCUGCCCCUGCCGGUAAGAAAAGGGUUGAACUGGUGAAAGGGCAAAAAGAAUUUGGCGACCUGUUUCCCGUUCGAGGAACCUCCUUGGAACGUUAUUACAACAGAUGCAAGUUCUUUUGGAUGGGGUGCUCACUUCAAUUCCACAUGGAAACAAAGGAAGUGGACCCGAGAAAAGAGUUGUCUACACUCACAUUUUAAGGGAACUAAGAGCUAUUUACAGAGCCAUCUUGGAAUUCCUUCUGCUGAUCGAAAAAUCUUGGGUCCUGAUCAAAACGGACAACUGAGCCUCGUAUGUGAACAACCAAGUAGGCACAAGAAGCAGAUUGCUGUUGAAGGAACUAGCUCCCUUGAUGAAAGUGGCCAUGAACAGUCUCCAAGGUCUGAAGGCAAUCUAUGUUCCGGGUUCAGAAAGUGUUACUGCGGACUUCCUCAGCAGAACAGAAAUUCUUGUUGAGAAUGGAGGCUUCAUCCAGCAGUCUUUUAAUGGAUUGCUCAUCGGUGGGGCAUACCCCAGAUCGACCUGAUGGCUACUUACUAAAAUUGUCAGGUAGAGAAUUACUACUCUCUCCGUCCAGACAAUCGGGCCAUGGGCCAGGAUGCUCUAUCCCUUCCUUGGUGGUUCGAUCUGGGGUAUGCGUUCCCUACCCAUGAUACCUACCAAACAGCGAAUUAGUUUGAGUAAACUAGAGCUCAUCCUAAUAAAUGGGGAUGCAGAACAUAGGGACCAUAAGGGGACAGCUAAAUCCCAUUACGAAACUCACCCCUACUGCAUCUUACAAAGGGUAUAAAUAAGGAGGACGGGAUGAGCUUGCAGGUUGUAGAUUAUGUUUAUGUUAGAAGUUAUAUAAAAAAAAAAAAACAUUGGCAAGUAGCCAAAUAAGCCUAUUACUACUGCGAAAGGUUUGGACGUAAGGCAAAAAAGUAAAUGCCAUAAUCCCGAUCUGCCCUCGAAGGCCAUGGUUUCCUCUCUUAACCAUGAUGAGUCAGGAACGGACUUUGCCUCUAACGAUAACGAAGGAUCUGCUGACUCAGGGCCCAAUCUCCCAUCCUCAUCUAGAACACCUCAAGUUGGGGGUGUGGGUUUUGAAAGGGAAAGACUUCGACAAUUAGGCCUUUCGGAAGCAGUGUUCAAUGCUGACUUCUUGCAUCCUCGCAAUACUCAGAUCCUGGAUUUCCUCCAAGAAGGUAUGGACAUGGAACUUAGCCUCAGCACUCUUAGAGUUCAGUCUUCUGCUCUUUCAGCUUUGUGCAAUACCUCAUGCGCCUCGGAUCAUUUGAUCUCAAAAUUCUUUAAGGCAGCUUUCAGGUUAAGACCUCCUUCCAGAUCUGGUUGUCCUCAACUACCUGACAGAUGAUAUGUUUGUUCCCCUUGAAAAUCUGGACACUACUCUUCUAACUUACAAAACUUUUUGUUUUUAAUAGCAAUAACUUCCGCGAGAAGGAUUUCGGAGAUUAAAGCCUUUUCUACCAUGAACUCAUGCUACGGAUCUAUCAGGAUAGGGUAUGUCUAAGACCAAAUCCUGAGUUUCUUCCUAAAGUGGUCUCUCAGUUACAUAUUUAACAAGAAGUGGUUCUUCCAUCAUUCUACCCUAAUCCAGCUUCUAGUGAAGAAGUAAGGUGGCAACGUUUGUUGUUAAGAACUGACUGUCUCAAUACCUCUUCUGUUCAGAGUUGUACAGAAAGAAUGAACAACUAUUCAUUCUACCUUCUGGAGCUAGAAAGGGGGAAGCAGCAUCUAUAUCCACAUUGAAAUGUUGGAUUUCACUGAUAAUCAAGAUGGUUUAUAUCUCAAAUGGUUGGUCUCCUCCAAUGAAGAUGAGAACACAUUCUACCAGAGGAUUGUCUACUUCAUGGGCUAACUGGGCAGAGAUUCCAUACCAUGAUAUUUGCAGAGUAGCCACUUGGUCUUCCCCGACGAUGUUCAUAAAACAUUACUGUGGCAAAACUAGCAUUCAUACAGGAGUUUAACGAACAGUGAAUUUCAACACUGUUCGUGAAACAAAUAAACUACCGAAUGGGCGGUGGUGCCCACACAUAGGUGGUCGUGUGGCGCCCAUUAACCGAUUGCAACAUUGUUGCAAUCGGUAGUUAAGUGCUUUCUUAGGUGGCCAUCGUUCGGCUACCGACCACGCGGCGGUCGGCCAUCUUGGAUCCUUUGUUAGCUCAGCGGUAUUUGGUCGUCGAGUGCCUGGAACUAAAAUCGGCUACUCGAUGGCACGAAUACCGCUGGACUUCCAGGCCGUUCGGGAGCCCCGGGCGUUCAGUUGUUUGUUCCCCUAAUGUCAAUCGGUACUUUGGAUGUAACUUGAAAAUAAUGUGUGUUUCGCGCGGCGUUCGGUUAGUUAUGCUGGGAUCUGAUCGGUAUUCUCACGAACUGUACGCCCAGACCCCAGCUAACAACUAACAUCCAUUAGUUUAAAUAGAGUGAAUAAUGUGAAAGUUAUAGAUUUUUAUGUGAAAUAUUGGUUCUGCUGCACGGAGGGAUAGUCCACUUAACUGUAUAUUCUAGUGGGAGUAUCCCUCUCUUCCAGCAGUGCAUGAUGGGAAAAAUGUCCAGGUUGUUAAGUCCCCCAUGUAGUCCCCUACUGUAUAACCCCUGCAAUGUCAAUAGGGAAACCCCUUGCAUAAAUACUGUGACCUGUGAAUAAAACCUCAGUUGACUCCCAGCCUAUGUGUCGUCUAGUUCUUGGGAGGGAAGGAUUCUUACAACGCUACGGGGAUUAUUGUAUGCUGGAUUAUUUUAUGCUGUUGCUGUUACCCAGCGGAGAUACUGUGGAUUAUACUACCUCUCCGCUACAAUUACAAACUGGACGUGGCCCCUUCUUCUUCCGCCCUUGGGAAGAGUGUUUUGUCUACCGUGUCAUUAUCCCGCUGAUAUUAAAAUAUAAGGUGCUGCAGCAACUAAAGAAAGUUAAUAUAAACAAAGCUCCAGGGCCUGACGGUAUUCAUCCACGAGUAUUUAAGGAACUAAGUGUAGAAAUAAGUGAACCUCUGUUUUUAAUAUUUCAAGAUUCUUUUCUUUCAGGAAAUGUUCCGGUUUGAGGGAAGGCAGAUGUGGUUCCUAUAUUCAAAAAGGGUUCAAAAUCCUUGCCUGGAAAUAAUAGACCUUAACUGAGCUUAACUUCUGUGGCUGGUAAAAUAUUUGAAAGGUUAUUAAGGGAUAAUAUUCAAGAAUUCCUUGAGAAGAACAUGGUUAUCAGCAAAAAUCAGCAUGGUUUUAUGACUCACAGGUCAUGUCAAACUAACUUGAGUGCAUUCUACGAAGAAGUAAGUAGAAGUAUUGAUCAGGGUGUUGCAGUGGAUGUGAUCUAUUUGGAUUUUUCCAUGGCAUUUGAUACAGUUCCACACAACAGAUUAGUGUUCAAGCUCAAAAAGAUCGGUCUAGAUGAAAAUGCUUGUUCUUGGGUAGAACAUUGGCUUAAGGAUAGAGUACAAAGAGUUGUCAUUAAUGGUAAAUUUUCAAGCUGGGCAGAGGUGGCAAAUGGUGUCCCUCAGAGUUCUGUUCUGGGACCCCUUCUAUUUAAAAUGUUUAUAAAUGAUCUUGAAAAAAGCAUUGAAAGUCAUGUUUCAGUGUUUGCAGAUGACACAAAACUCUGUAAAGUAAUACAAUGUAAGAUAUUACUUUGCUGCAGAGGGAUUUAGACUGGAGGACUGGGCACUCAAAUGGCAGAUGAAAUUUAAUGUUGAAAAAUGCAAAGUUAUGCACUUCGGUGUAAAGAAUGCACAAGCAAUGUAUACCCUUAAUGGAAGCAAAUUAGGGAUAACAAUACACGAAAAUGACUUGGGAAUUGUUAUAGACAACAAACAAUGCAACAAUGUGCAAUCUCAAUCAGCAGUGGCUAAGGCCAGUAAGGUAUUGUCAUGCAUGAAAAAGGGCAUUCAUUUUGAGGAUGAGAAUAUUAUUUUGCCUCUUUAUAAAUCACUGGUAAGACCCCAUAUUGAAUAUGCUGUGCAAUUUUGGGCACCUGUUCUAAAGAAGAAUAUUAUGGCACUAGAAAAAGUGCAGAGGUCGGCUACAAAAUUAAUUAAAGGAAUGGAACAUAUCCACUAUGAAGAAAGGUUAACAAAUUUAAAUCUCUUUAGUUUAGAAAAACGUCGCCUGUGAGGGAAUAUGAUAACAUUAUAACAAAUAUAUUUGGAACCAAUACAAACCAUUGUGAGGAAAUCUGUUCACAAACCGAACUUUACAUAGGACACAAGGUCAUGCAUUUAGACUGGAAGAAAGAAGAAAGAAGCCAAAGAAAAUGUUGGGUUUUUUUUUACUGUAAGAACAAUAAGGAUGCGUAAUUCUCUGCCAGAAGAAGUGGUUUUAUCAGAGUCCAUACAGAUGAUCAAACAGCUACUAGAUGCAUACUUGCAGAAACAGAAUAUUCAAGGUUAUAAUCUUUCAAUGUAGGGUAAUCACUACAUUCUUUUUUCUCGCCCAUUCUUUUUUCUUUAUUCAGCUUUAUAAUUGGACUGAGGUGUAGGGGGAGGAGGGACUCUUUAUACAUAUCAGUCUAAUUAUUCCUGUCCUGUGACAACUAAGGAAGGAGAUACCCAUGAAUGAUACUGCCAUGAUUAGCCAGGAAGAGAAAAUUACGGUAUCUUUGUCAUAAAUUUUCUCGAUUAGGAGUGCACAGAAAAUCUUCAGAUUUAACAUAUCAAGACUUUAAUGUCCUGAUUUUUCUAAAAUUAUUUUUCGAAUGUUGGAGACUUGACCUUAAUCAUUACCUCUACGUUUAUAGCCCUGGAUAACAACCGGUCAAAUGCCCUCAAUUUUGUCUCUUGGAAAGUGGUGGGCUUAAAAUUGCCUAUUAAAAGGAAAAUUAUCUUAAAUGCUCUUUGAUCCUCAUGUGGUUUUCCUCCAGGAAACCUACUGGAAACCAACUAACCCACAUGUUUUUGUUUUUUUAAAGUUAGAUGGAUUGGUCAUUGAGUAACCACCUCGUAUAGAUCAAACUCCUAGAGGGUGUCCAUACUCAUUAAUAGAAUCCUUUUUUAAUGCUGGCAUUGUUAAACAAUUUACUGACCCAGAAGGGAGAUACAUUAUAUUGGUAGUAGAUCUGGAGGGAAGAAAUACCUUUUAGUCAUUGUCUAUGCUUUAUCUUGCACUAAAUAAUGGGAAAUUUUGGUUUCUCUUUCAGCCAAUAUUAUAUAGGUGACUCCAACUAACUUCUCAAUAUAGCAUUUGAUAAAUCUGGCUUCUCCUUCAGUUGGUAAAACAACUACACACCCUCUACAUCUGUUGUCCCAACAUCUCCACCUGAAAGAUGUUUGAAGACUAUUUAAUACUAAAGCUAGACACUACACAUGUUUUCUGCGCUCAUAACUCCACUACUAUAUUAGGCUACUUCCAUCUUUUCUCCACCUCACUGAUCAGAAGUUAGGUCUAGCGACAUCCAUAAUAUUAUCAUCUCUGACCAUAACUCUUUCUUUAGCUUUGGUACCUCCUUUUGGCCAGGUUCAGGCAUUGGCAAUCUCAUGCAUAUUUAUUCAUGAAUGACUCUUUUGUUUUGAUGUUAGAGACUGCAUUGGCCAAUUGAUGAAUAACUUUGAUCACUUGAAUAACCUGGUGCUCUUCUGACAAACAUCGAAGAUGGUUAAGAGAAGCCAUAUUAUCUCAUCUGUAUCAAAAUGUUAAAAACAAACUUUGCAAACGAAAUAAAAAUGCAUAUAAGACAAAGCGAAGGGUCAAAAUGUCAAUACCUAACUACUAAAGAACUCUUGGACUCCCUUUUAUUGGAAAAAGAGGGUGUAUAUGUCCAAAUAUGUGUGUCCGGGCUGUCAUUUGUCCUCCUCCACUUUAACUUGUCUUUAGAGCCACUUGUCAGGCUACGUUACACCCUCCUUUUGUUUCUCUGGCAUCCCCAUUGGCAAUUUUACACUUAAAAUGACUGCAUUUGUGGAGGAUAUCCUUUUAUACAAUCUCAAAUCCAGAAGAAACAACCCCUUCCUUCUUAGAUAUUAAUGGCUUUGAUGUUAAUCUCUCAAAAUCACCUGCUUUACCUGUAGGUGCAUAUAAUAAACUGCAAUAGCAGAGGGGACAUAUCAAAUACCUAGGAGUUCUUCCCAGUCAACUCUUGCCUUUACACUAUUAAUAUUACUAGUGACCAUCUCUUGUAUUGACGACCUAAUAAAAAGUUGGGCAUGCUUAUUAAUGCUCAAUUUAUUAGAAAGGGCCUUUUUCCUUUAAAAGUAUCUUUUUUUUUUUUUUUAAACUGUGCCAUUGGGGAGCGUGAGGAGGAGUACAUAAGGCAAUAUUUAGACAACCUAGGGUUGACCAAAUUGAGUGGGGAGGCAGCAAACACUCUAGCGGCAGAUAUUUCAGAAGAAGAAAUAGACAAAGCUAUCUCGAGCCUGAAAGGCAAUAAAGCACCAGGACCAGACGGAUUCGAUGGCUCAUACUACAAAAUAUUCGGAGAAGAGCUGACCCCUCAACUGGUCCGUCUUUUUGAUAACCUACGGCAGGGUGGACAAUUAGACCAUGACAUGUCACCGACGACCAUAGUACUAUUGCCCAAACUUGGAAACGAUCCACUAUACCCGGAAAACUACAGGCCCAUAUCAUUGAUCAACCACGAUCUUAAGAUCUUGGCAAAAAUACAAGCAGACAGACUGAAUCCGUUAUUACACUCUCUUAUUCACGCAGACCAGGUAGGUUUUAUCCAAGGCCGACAAUUGUUCGAAAAUACUAGAAGGAACAUAUACUUGAUUUGGAAACAAGUGGCUUCAGAGACCCCCAUGUUCGUGGUAUCCAUAGAUGCAGAAAAAGCCUUUGAUAGAGUCCGGUGGCAAUUUCUAUUUACAGUCUUAAAGAGUUUGGGCUUCCCAGAGGAAUUCCUAACAAUAAUGAGAACGAUAUAUCACAACGUACGGGCACAGGUACAGAUAUCAGGAGCCCCACUGCAUCCUUUCAAACUAUACAAUGGAACAAGACAGGGCUGCCCACUCUCUCCCCUUCUUUUUGUACUAGCACUUGAGUCCUUGCUUCAAGUGAUACGCCGGCAUCCGAACAUUGCAGGUGUUAGGGUGGGAGACAAAGAGUUUAAAGUGUCAGCCUAUGCGGAUGACGUCCUCUUGACCAUUACGACCCCUCUUGAAUCAAUGGCGGCAAUAAAGGAAGUGAUAACAGAAUUCGGCACAGUAUCAGGAUAUAAAGCGAACAUUCAGAAGUCCAGCGCCCUCCCGAUCUGCCUGACGCAAGCUGACACAGCUAGAUUACAGGAGACCUACCAAAUUUGAAUGGAAACAGACUCACUGAAGUACUUAGGGAUCCAUUUGACAGCGGACCCCGGGCGUCUAUACCCGGCUAACUACGCCCCGAUGCUCAGAGAGUUGAUGGGAGACCUAGACAAGUGGACAGAAAAACCCAUUUCCUGGAUAGGCAGGAUAAAUUCAGUAAAGAUGAACAUCCUCCCUUGCAUAUUAUUUCUCAUUCAGGCGCUGCCCAUCCGAGUCACAAAGACGCAACUGAUCCCCCUGCAAAGAUCUAUAGGAGACUUUGUUUGGCAGAAUAAGAGACAUAGAAUCUCCAAACAGAUAUUAUACAGACGUAAGGAUAGAGGGGGCCUGGGCCUCCCAAAUCUCUACUUCUAUCUAGCGGCUCAAUUGACGCAGAUAGCCAUGUGGCACUCCACACCGGAUGAGAGAAGGUGGGUAGAAAUUGAGUCUAUGAUGGUGGGUGUCAACGUUCCCCAGUUUACGAUAUGGGUCCCCAAGGAACACAGACCGGCGAUACGGAUUACAUGCCCAGCGAUACUCAACUCUAUUCGAAUAUGGGACACAUGUAACACCAAAUACGGGCUGGCAUCAUCCCCCUCCCCCUUGACCCCGAUUCUUAGAAACAGAGAAUUCCCAUCUGGCAUGACCCCCAGAGAUUUUCGCAAUAUAGAAAGAACAGGACUACAACGGCUACAUCAACUCUAUCACAAUGGGGAGGUUAUACAAUUCGCAGAUCUUCAAUCAGGUAAUCACCUAACCCCCUCAGAUUUCUUUAGGUACGUUCAAAUUCGUGAUUUCGCUAAAAAACAACACAUUAAAACAGCAGCCUUAGGGAAACCCACCUUCUACGAGAGGUUAUGUUCGGACGGGGUAGCCCCCAAGGGGAUGAUCACACUAUUAUAUGCACACCUUUGUGAAAAGAAUGGGGAAGAUUGACAUACACUGACCAAUGGGAGACCGACCUCGGGGAGACUCUGGAGGGAGUCGAAUGGCAGGAGAUAUGGGAGGCGAAUGCUAAAGUCUCAAUAUGUGUCACCCUCCAGGAGCAGGCAUGGAAAACUAUGUUUAGGUGGUAGACUACCCCAAUCAAACUACAUAGAAUGCACAAACGGGAGACUGACGAUUGCUGAAGGGGAUGUGGAGCCCGAGGAUCAUACAUCAACAUUUGGUGGGAAUGCCUGAAGCCACGGGGAUCUUGGAGAUCCGUGGAGGAUCUGUUAAGACAGACGUUCGAUAGGCCCCUAAAAAUGGAUCCGUGGAUAUACUUGUUGAAUAGAUCUGUGGACCAAAAGGGAACAGAAAUUAGUACACAAGAUUACUUUGUGUGCACGCCGAGCAAUUGCGACAGCGUGGCUCACACCUGAGGGCCUAGAAUUCACAUGGGUUAUUUCCAGAAUCAAAGAAUGUAGAAUUAUGGACGAUCUAACGGCAAGGGUGAGAGGGACCAUCACGACAUUCCAAAAAACGUGGGAACCGUGGGAUAAUAGUAUAGUGGGCUCGAGUAGAGACUGAGGGCCUCCCACAUCUGGGUAGAAGCCUAAGAUAUAAACACCCUUAUUGAAUGUGACUUGAUUGUCAACAAAGUGGCUGCGAUGCCUUCCCCCCCUCAACCUCCCUCUCCCUUUUCUAACUCUCUAAGCUCUAUCUACCCCAUCUCUUUUCUCUUCUUCUCUCUCUUUGUUUUUGUUUUCUUUUUCCAGGCAAGAUCACACGGUCGGAGGAAUAAUGUAGCUUAAGUACUAGAUUGAUAAGCAAACAUGAAGGCUACUUGAACUACUUAACUGCCUGUCUUUUACUUAAACAUAAAAUACCUCAAUGGACUGCGGGUCCCAAAGGUAGAAAGUGGAAAGCGCUUGCAAUGAUAAGGUUGCAUUGUAUUUCUUUAUAAAGCUAUGUAAUUCAACCGGCUUCCUUAUAAGCCCAAAAGUGAAUAUACACCUGUUACGUUUAUUGUGAAAAUAAAGAAUUUCAGCAAAGAAAAAUAAAGAAUUUAAUAGAAUAGGGAAUUAUAUAAAAACCCUCAGUAGACGGCAGGUACCAACGGCUUUUUAAGGAAUGGGCAUAUAUUGUAUUUGUUGAAUCGCACUAUGUUCCCAAAAAUUAUUUUCAAGUUGGCUUCUGCGUAAGCCCAAAAGUUGAUGUAAACUCGCUGUGUCUAUUGAGCAAAAAAUAAAGAAUUGGAAAAAAAAUUUAAAAAACUGUGAAUCCUCUGCAAACACUUCUAGUUCUAAUAUCUUCAAAUGACCUUCAACCGCCAAAUUUCUUAUUUUCUAAAUUUCUUUGGAACUCCUAAAAAAAAAAAAAAAAACAAGCAACUGAACUUUCAACAGUUCCACACUACAAUUUAGGUUUAUACAUCCCUAAUAUUUUGGACAUUAAACUGGCAGCUAGGUACCGCCAUGCACUGGAUUGAGUCACCAGUAAGAACCUCUACUUCACAUCCACUUUGGAUCAAAACCAAUACCCUGAUAUAGCACUUUCUCAAUUUCUUUUUUUUUUUUUGACAAUCUUUAUUUUUGUUUUAACGAAUACAUACAAGGUAGUAAGCAAGAGUUCAGCACUGCAGUACAAUGGGAAGAUAAUGCCGUGGUACGCCACCAACAGUUGUACAUUGCAUUACAUUAAGCAGGGAGACCCUAGGGCUACUAGCGGGCGUCGGGAAUGCGCGUUUAGGUCAGUUAAUCCGCUAUUAUCAAGGGAAAUGCAUAUAUUACACUGGUAGCCGGUAUCAGAACACGGCUGGUCUUGCGCCACAACCCGCAGAGGUGUCAAUUGUGUGGCCUAGGGUAGUGGAGGCGACACAAAGGCUCCGGUUUUUAUCCUGUCCGACCUUGGCCUAUUUGCUACUUUCCUGUCUACCGCCCAUGAAGUAUUAGUCGGGGGUUAUCCCUGCCCUUAACUCUAAUCUCUUAGUCUUUACUCGUCAGGGAGUAUAUACUGUGUCGACCGUACUGCGACCGUACAUGAUCACUAGGGGAACCGUCAUGAAUCCCAAUAGACUCGCCCACCAGUCACUUCCCGUCAUCCACUGGUCGUGUCAGUGAAGUGCCCCCCCCCCUACUAUGUGGGGGACGGGUCUAGGAGGAUGAAGGUGGUUCCCACUUUUGCCUAAUGGAGACUGUGGCGGGCAGGGGAGUCUGUCAGUCUUGUGUCGCAGUUCUGAGCUGGGUAAAGUCCGUCCAUAAGCAAUCGUCUGGUACAGGCCAAGUUGGCCACCCGGGCCCGUGGCACCCCCUUCGGGCCUCGUCCGUGCAUGUGAGAGGCUCUGAGGGGCAGGGAAGGGCCUGAGGGAGAAGAGGUGAGGAGAAGCAAGCGGGGGGGGGACAGGGUGGGAGGACGAGGUGAAGAGCGUCGUGGCUUGGUCAAGGGCAGGGGGACCCACCACCAAUCUACAGCGCGCGGCCCGCGGCCUGCGCCUCAGGGCGUGCAUUGGUCAGGUCGGCACCCAGGGAUCGGCGUGCUCUAUAGGUAAUCCAGGGGCCCCAUAGUCGGGAACACUGCUCUCCAGUGCCAUGUAAUUCUGCCGUUAGGCUUUCCAUAACAAAGAUGUCUUCUAUCUUAUCCUCCCAUUCCGAGAUCGUUGGCACUAAUUGAGUUUUCCAUUUAGUAGGAAUUAGGCUUUUGGCCGCAUUCAGGAAGUGCUUCGUUAAGGAUUUUUGUAUCUGCCAAUCUGCAUGUCAGUGUGAUGGAGCAGCAUCGGGAGGGGUAGCAGUGGUUCCCAUGAAUUUGUCGCCAGAAGGUGGCUAUAGGAGGACAUGUCCAACAUAUGUGCAAGUCCGUGACGUCUGCCGACCCACAUCUCCAGCACUGGGCCGUUGGCGUGAGACCCAUGUGGUGUAGUCUAGCGGGUGUCCUGUACCAUCCAGUCAGGAGCUUGUAGUUAAGCUCCCUAAGUUUGGUGUCAACAGUUCCCAGGUGUGCCAGAGUAUGGAUCUUCUCCCAAUCGGCGUCUGACAGGUCCUUCCCCGUCGCCUGCUCCCAUUGCGACUGGUAAGGGGCCGGUGGCAGUCGCAUGGCCGUGAGCAAGGCGGCGUAGAGGACCGAGACGCCCCGGGGCAGGUGCGACCUCUCUGCGCACAGUGACUCAAAAUAUGUCAGGUCCCUGUGUAUAAGUUGGGAGCCAGGUAGCGUGCGGCAUGAGUUUCGGAUCUGGUGAUAUCGGAACCGUAGCAGCCCGGUGAUCUGUGCUUGUGACUGCAGGGACUCGAGAGGACGGACCCGACCAUUCACGCACCAGUCUCUCGCCCGGAUUUACCAGUCCUUCCACGUCUUUCGGUGCCAGGUCUCCAGCUAUAUCUGGAUUAAAGACUACCGGCGUCAAGGGGGACGGGCUUGUGGAGAGGCUCAAUUUGAACUGGAGGUUUGUCCAUACCCUCCAUGUCGCCCCGAUCAGCGGAUGUUCCCGGAGAUCCCUAGUUUGUAAGGGGCAGGGGAGCCACACCACCCACGGAAGUCGUCCCGCAGCCUGCGUGCGUUCCAGGUGGACCCAGUGCUUAUCCGUCUGGGGGACAUGCCAAUCCACUAAGCGAAGGAGAUGGGUGGCGAAGUAAUAGGAUUGCAGGUCCGGGAGGCCCACCCCGCCCAGGUGUUUCAGCUGGAUCAGGUGCGUGCGCCUGAGUCUCGCUGUCCCCGUUUUCCACACAAAUCUUCUGAUGUCCGUAUUCAUGGUGUUAAAGAAGUCCUGGGGAAGUCGGACUGGAAUAGUCUGAAAAAGGUACAGGAGCCUCGGUAAAAAGUUCAUUUUGAUGGCAUUAAUUCUGCCGAACCAUGAUACGCAAGACGCCCCCCAUCUCAGCAUGUCGGAGCGUAGUCUAGUUUGUAGGGGCAGGAAAUUAUCACGGUAAAGUGCACUCAGGUCCCUCGUCAACCAAAUCCCCAGGUAUUUAAUACGGUGCGGGCACCACUUGAAGGAGAAGUUAGCUUGCAACUGGGGUAGCAGGUCCGUUGGCAGAUGCAGCGGGAGCGCCUCGGAUUUGUCCGUGUUUAGUUUCAAAUUGGACAGCGUGCCGUACGUCUGGAAGGCCCUAAGGAGGUUCGGCAGGGUGACCAUUGGGUUCUCGACAAAAAAGAGUAGGUCAUCGGCAUAUGCUGCCACCUUGUGCGUCCUGUCUCCUAUUUCGACUCCCGCAAUGCUCCCGUCUUGCCUGAUGGGCUCCAAGAAAGGCUCCAGCGUCAGGGCGAACAGGAGGGGGGACAGGGGGCAUCCCUGCCGCGUGCCAUUCCGAAUCUCGAAGUACGGGGACAGGGAGCCAUUGAUCCGCAAGCGGGCCCUCGGGUCUGUAUACAGGGCCAAAAUCCAAAGCAGCACGUGUGGGCCGAACCCCAUGGCCCGAAGGGUUUCACGCAUGAAUUGCCAGUCCACCCGGUCAAACGCCUUUUCGGCAUCGGUGGAGAGGAGGAGGCUACCGCUGGCAGAACUCCGGGUGGCGUGGAUGAUGUUGAGGGCUCUGACUGUAUUAUCCUUGGCCUCCCGGCCCGGGAUGAAGCCCGUCUGGUCCGGAUGCACCAGGCUGGCGGCCACCCGGCCCACCCGAAGGGCCAGGAUUUUAGUAAAAAGCUUGAGAUCCGAGUUAAGGAGGGAGAUGGGUCUAUAGCUAGUGCAUGCGGCCGGGUCCUUCUCUUCCUUUGGGAUGACCGCCACUGUCGCCAUGAGGGUGUCCCCCGGGAACCUCCCCCCCUCCAGAAUAGAAUUCAGUCCUGUUAAGAGUUCGGGCAUGAGGAUAUCCCUAAAAUGCUUAAGGUACCUUGUGGGGAGGCCAUCCGGGCCCAGUGCACUGUUGAGCUUAGUGGCCUUAAGGGCCCCAUGGCGCCUCCAUGGGUCCGAAGUGUAGUGAUCUGUGACAACCUCCUCUUCUUUUGUAGCAUUUUGGCCAACAUGCGACCACAUUUAUUUGAGUGUUCAUAAAGGUACCUGCGCGAUUUACGUAGUGUAUGAGUUAAUUGUUGUGUAAGGAGCUUUUUGAGGUCCCUACGUGCUUCCAUUAAAGCCUGGUAAGCGUCUUCCGCCUGUGUCUCCCUAUGUUCCCGUUCCAGUUGCGCGGUACGUGCGUAGAGCUCCGCCAGCCGUUUGUGGUGUUCUUUUGCGCAUGGUGCAAAGUUUGAAGAAAUGGCCCCAGACUACACAUUUGUGCGCAUCCCAUCUCGUCAAUGGAGAUAUCUCUGGGGUGGUGUUAGUGUCAAAAUAGUGGCGCAGCACUUCUGCCGUCUCUGCAGUAACCAGCAGGUCACCCAGUACUUGUUCAUUAAGCCUCCACUGCCUGCCAGUGGGUUUAAACAAGGGGGAGCGGUUCGUGACCAGGAUCGGGGAAUGGAGCACUUUCUCAAUUUCUACACCAACCUUUUACUUACCAAUAUAGGUUUAGAAUAAUCCUCUCUUGCAUUCUACCAUUCAGGGUUGGAAUUCUGUUAGAAUUAAAUUAAAGCUGGCCUGGCAAUAUUCUCAUUUAUUUAUUUAUUACUAGUAUUUAUAAAGUUCCAACAGAUUUUGCAGCGCUGUACAAUAUAAACAGACAAAUACAAGAGGUAGAGAGAGCCCUGCCUGUAAGCUGAUAUCUAACCACUGAAGCUCUUUAAUACAAAGUGCUUAGCUAGAUAGCCCGUGAGCAUACAAUCUAAAGGAUACAGUGGGGAUUUGAGACAAAAGGUAGCAGGGGAAAAUUGGAAGUGAUACUUAAAAGAGUUAACUGAGAGAAGCAGCUAUUGGUAAAAUAUAAAGGGAAUGAAGAGGUAAUUGAGUGAGAAUCUCUAACAGCUGGAGGAGCAUGCUAUAUAUUUAGGGGGAACCUAGUUGGGUGGGAAGUGGUGGGGGGAAAAUGCAGAGCUUCACUAUCGCUGUUUGCGAUGAGUGUGAGGUGAGGCCUGAAGAAUGGAGAUGGAAUAGUUAUAUGAAGGUAUUUACAGCCAGGAGAAGCCUAGGAAGGAGGGGGUAGAGUAGCCAUGUGUUGUAUACAAUUGAAAAGUUUAGCAACCAAAUUCUAUCGCCCAAAAUAUUAAUAACUGUAUAUGAAAUAUUGUUUAGAAACAUUAAAUGACAAUAAUGAAAUCUGCAUGCACAGAAAAUUACAGUGGAUAAGUACAGGUAUAAUUAGUAACAAUUCUAUAGUAACACAUGAUAAUAUAGUAUCAAUGUAAGAAUAAAUGAGGUGAAACAUCUUCCAAGCUUAAAGGAACACUAUAGGAUCAGGAACACAAACAUGUAUUCCUGACCCGCUGGCUCCACCCCCUUUGUGACAUCCUUUUUUUUUUUUAUAUUUCAGACGUAUACCUGGCUUAUGUAUUUUACCUGGUGCUUCUUGUAUCUAGCCUAGGCAUUCUUGUCAUCAUAAAAAUCUACUCCCUUGGUCCCUCCUAACCAACCCCCUUCCUCAUCUCUGUAUUGAUAUAUUCUCUUCUUUGUUUAAUAGAUUUAUGGGUAUAAGAAGAGAGAAAACAGAGUAAGUGGUGUGCUUUAGCUCUAGUUCCUCCCACCCCAACUCCCCCUCUCCCUCCCCCCUUUAUUAUUUGCCCGUUACAUGGAAUCUUCGGGAUCCAUAUGAACUUCUACACCGUUAUGCCGGUUCUUGAAUUAUGGAUUCCAAUUUAUUUAUCCAUGUGUCCCAGUCUUCUAUCUGGGUGUAUCUGUUUCCUAUGUUCAUUAGUAUACCCCUUUCCAUUUUCACUUGCCAUAUAACUUGAGUAAUUAAUUAUUGGAUGUGUAGAAUUGUCACUGUUUUCCAAUUACGUGCUAGUAGGAGUUUAGCUGCUGUAAUGAUAUGUAUUGUACCAUUUGUUCUUUUUUUUUUUCAUUUUGGGCCACUUUAGGUUUAAUAAAACUACUUCAGGUUUAUCCUAUUUUCAUUCCGCUUGUUUGAUAAAUUACCUUCAUUACAUUCUUCCAAUAUUGACUUAUAGGAGCGCAAUGCCACCAGCUGUGGGUCAGAUUACCUUUAUUAAUGUUGCAUUUCCAACACCUGUCUGAGGUCUCUGGAAAUAUUCUAUUUAGACACUUGGGUGUCAAAUACCAUCUAUUAGCGAGUUUGAAUUGUGUUUCUGUGAGAUUUAGGCAAUGUACAUGUUUACUUUAUUUAGGGAACCUAUCCAUUCUUCUUUUUCUAUAGGAACAUGUAGUUUUUUUCCCCAUUUAUUAAUCAAUCCUAUUGGUUUAUCAUGCCUCUAUCCAUAUAUUACUUUGGUGCAUUUUGCCAAUAGAUUUUUAUAAUUCUUUAGUUCCAGAAGAUGUCUGAGUUUUAGAUUUUUCUCCUCCUUGUUCUUGGAUAAAUAUUCAGAAAUGAAGCCCUUGGUCCUCAGGUAGUUGAAGGUUUAAUUCCUGGAGAUGUUAAAUUCCUCCAUAAUUUGCCAAAAGGGUUUGAUUUUGUUCUCCACCAUUAUAUUUUUGAAUUCCCUGAUCCCCCAAGUUUUCAUAGAGAAUGGAAGCACUUCUAUUAUUUUAUUUCUAAAUCCUAUAUUGAAUGUGAUUUUAUCCCACCAGUUUGUUAAUUCUUUGAGUAUCUGUGAUAUGCUCCGUGCGUCCUCAAUCGCUUUUUUGUUCAGAUCUAAAAUCCAAACUAAUGACAAAUUGUCAUGGGGGUGGGGCCAAAUGCCAUUUUGGCCAAUCAGGACCAAAGCUGUAGUUGUUCUGGUGACUUUAGUGUCCCUUUAAGUCAGUACCGGGAGUUGUGGGAGUUUCUGCAAGAUGUUAAAUGCAGAGCUUUACUAUCGCUGUUUGCUAUGAGUGUGAGGUGAGGCCACUCUCACCUCAUACUCUUUCAACACCCUUUUUGACUUAAAGUGGCACUGUUACCGUCUUGGGACUUUGCCGAAUUCCAAAGUCCCCAUAUGGUGACAUCUCCGCUGGUUUUACGGUGGACACGGGGAGCAGGUAAGAGAGAGAUUACUUGCCUGUAUCUAUCCCUCAUGGGUGCAGCCAACUUGGUUGCGCUGAUCCUUUUGAACUGCGCCAGGAGCCGACGUAACAGCUUUACUCUCGCGCAUUCACGAGAGUACAGCAUUGACAUCUAUGGUAGAUCCCGCAGGACCGCGCCAUACUCCAUAGACAUAGUCAAUUCAUUGCAGCCUUCACUACUGACAGCUGCAGGUCUUGACACAUAGGCUCCAUCUUGGCGGAGGACAAAUACAUAGAGAAAGUAGUCACUAUUCUUUGCAUAUCUAUUGACUGGAUUGGAAUUUCAGUGAAAUUCCAACACAGUCACAAUUAGUAUUUCAUAAAGAAUAUAUCUUUAUUAAAUACUAAUUUUUAAUAUGGGAGUGACAGUGCAGCUUUAAGAUUAGGAGUCGCCCCUUGCCUCUAGUUCAUUGUGAGGGGGUGGAUUUGAGGACGGUCUUGGAUAAGUUGAUCGAAACUGAGGCUCCAACUAAACCUCUGUUGAAAAUCAAGCUUUCCCACACUUUCCUUAUGGAUUACAGACAUCCCAACUUUUAAAAAUGCAUUUCAGGGAGGUGGCUUCAUUAGCUACAGCGCGCUCCCUACGCACGUUAAUUGGAUAGAAUUAAUGUCACGCAAAAAUGAAAUUCUUGCAAACCUGCCAAGCAUAUACUAAUUCAUUGUAUGAGGGCAUGUGCAUGACCUUAAAAUUGUUCAAGCGUACAAAUUGGCAUCUACACAGAGUUUAAAAAGGUCACCUGCCUAUUAAAUAAACACACAACCUGUAUUUUGUACCACAAGAGCUAGUUCGGAGAGGGAUUUGGGGUGGGAUGGGAUAAGGGUUAUUUUUAGUUUUGGCUUUGUUUUGUUAUAAAUGCAGCUACAUUUUAUCUAUUCAUAUCCUCAAAAACCUGACAACACAUUUACUCACUGUACUUCUUGUCUAAUGAAAAUUAUGCCUCACUAAACCCUGAUUAAAGAGUAGUUGCAAAUAAUGAACUGGCAUGUAUUUUUUUGUUUUUUCAGACAGUACCCGCCUGUGUAUUCUACUGCAAUUCCUGCAUCUCGGGCCUUGGUACAUUAGUCAUCAUCAAUGUUUUUUUUCCUUUCUAAUCAAUCCACAUAUCUUAUUAUACUCUAUAAAACAUUGAUUUCGAACUGGCAUGUAUUUUCCUUUAGCGCAUUCUAGAAAGAAAAAUUUUUUUUUUAUCUUUCUAAAAUUUGGAUGUCCUUGCAAAACAUAGUUAAAAAGAAGCUGCUUUACAGGACUAAACUGGCACUACCCUAAACUACCUUGCUUCAUCUACUAUGAAAAAAAGAAACCACAAAUCAAAUAACUAAAAUGUUGGACAGAAUAUAUCUGCAGUGGUUAAAACUACUGAAAGAUCAUUUCUCAUAUCCACCAGCUGUUUGAGUCAAUAGCUAGCUUAAUUUUUUAUCAGUAAGAUAAGAGGACCAUUUAACACAAUGAUAGUUCAUGGUGUCAGUGUUCAAGCAUCAGGCAAUGAAAAACUGACAGACAACCCAAUUGAAAGAUUUUUAAAGCCAUCCUUUUUAAAGUUCAAAAUUGGUCUAAUUCUGCAAUAACUUGACAUCGAUUAGUUGAUAAUAUCAAAAUGCACUUUCAUGAUGAUUGGUCCAUGAUAGUGGUCACAGGAUUGGUCAGAACACAAGUCACUAGUGCACUAGUCACUCCUCCAUGCAUGUGAUUUACACAGCCAUAAUAAACACUUCCUGUAAAGAGAGUUCUAAUUUUUAAACUUUCUUUAUUGCACAUUCUGUUUCAUUUAUCAUUCCUUGCCUCUAUUAAUAGCCUCCUACACCCCACAGGAGUUUCCUGUGUGUGAUUAAAGUUCAAUUUACAGGGCAGGUGAUAUAAACGUAUAAAUCAAGUUAACACCUGAUUGAAAAUUAAACUAUUUUUUUCAUGCAGGCUGUGUGAGUCAUAGCCAGAGGAGGUGUGACAUGGAAUGUGUGGACAAAAAAAAAAGUGAUUUAACUCCUAAAUGGCAGAUAAUUGAGCAGUGAGACUGCAGGUGCAUGAUUUAUUCACUAAAACUAUUUAAUUAAGAUAAAGUUGUUUUGAUGCAUAAAGUAUCCCUUUAAAUCUUUAUUUUGUGUUUAAAUACAUUGAAUGUAUAUGUCUCAAUGCUAGUUCCAGAAAAGGAAUUGAUUCUACAGGUAUAUAGUUGCAAGAGGUUUCUUAAUUUAAGGCUUGACUCACAAAUCAUAUCAGGAUCUGAAAGUCAUAGCAGGUAGUGGAAAUGUGGCCGCAAGCAAGAUUAGAUGUUCGUUAAGAGCAAUUUUAGCACAAAGCACAUUCUCUGGAUCAACUUUAUAUUUAUCACAAUGUUUCAAGUGGCUGAAGAGAAUGUAGUUUUAGUCAAUGGUGCUUGGGACAGAUAAGUAAUGUAAAUUAACAGGUUACUCAACGCAUCAUAACCACUACAGCCACUGCAUUUUUUUGAACCAAUAACAGUGAGGGGAGCAGCAGUUGCUAAGGAGACAGAAUCCUAGCAUGGAUGCAUUCUAAAACUUACCCUAUGGCUCUCUGUUCACAACAGUUAGCUUAGAAACCAUUUAGCUGUUAAUGAUUGGAUUAAAGAGCACAAAAACCACAAAAAGCAAUAUAGGUGUCAUUGGCCUAGAGUGAAUUAAAGCCAAUCUGAGUUUGUAGCUGGUGGGUGCUUUGUGAACUAUGGCACUAUGUGAAUCCUCAUUUCCUCUAAUGCUGCCCUCUCCUGCUUGAGGUUAUGACAUUGGCAUUCACAUAGGAAAUGCAGUCCUGUUUGUAGAUCUUGCAAGUAUCAGAAAUGUGAAAUUUUGACCAGAAAUUUGAUCACCCAAUGCAGGACAUUGUGUGUUAGCUUUAUCUAAACCGCUAACUUCAAUGAAAACUGGGGCUUUUGGCAAUAAUGUUCUGGCUAUGGGACAAUGGUGAAUACUGGCUAUGGGACUAGAUGGACAUAAGAUAAGACCAAGUGACAAAAAGUUAGUUGGAUCAGUGGUCCAAGAGGUAGUCACUCCAGCAGGAAUUUAACAACACACCAGGUCACUUCUGCAAUCUUACACAGAGAUAACGCGUAAUAGUGUAACUAUGAGCAGGUAUCCGCAAACAAGGAUUCAGGUAGAUCACAUAACCAGCAUAAACCUAUUAAUCAACCAGCAUUCCAAUGACGAUACAAGAACCACUGUACUGAACACAAAAGUGGGUCAUAUUACAAAGACAUUUUCCUACGUAAAGUUCCUUGGAACAUGCAUGGAUGGCAUUUUACUUUAUGCCUCCAUAUUUGGGAUCUCAAAUUCUUUUAAAUAAUUUGCUGCCCUAGUCUGCACAACGCAGUGAAGGGAAACGUCAGGGUGGCAACAACAAGUGGGGCAGAAUCCAGCAGGGUCACAUAGCCUGAUGAGUCCAGUUUUGCAGUGGUUUAUGUUCAUUCUUUCAUCUGUGAUGGUUUUGCAUGUUUUGUUUAAUUGUUUUGCUUCUCUUAGAUGUGUCUUUAAGCACUUAAUGAUUUGGUCCCAUCUAACUUUGCAUUCUAUUUUGGAAUAUUAUAUAUGUGGUGUACUCAACCAGUUGACUUGCAUAUGUCUGUUAUUUCCUGUAAAAUUUGAUAAAUUCAGUUUUAUAAAAAACAUAUAAUUUAGAGUGGUUCUGUCACUCCUGUGGUCUUUACAUAUUUUGCAAAGAUCCCAGAUGGUGACAGCUCUGCUUGUAUGCUGGUGGCCGAAAAAGCAUGGGAAGGUAGUUUUUACUUACCAAACCUUUUCCUUGCUGCCACUGCCCAUCCUUUUUCAUCAGGUCCUCCAUCUCCUGGCACUUCAUCUGCCAGAAGCUGACAUCACUACUGUAAGACUACAACACUGAAAUCUAUCGAGGAUCCUCAAUAGAAAGAACAUUUUUUCCCAUCACCUGUCACUAGUGACAGCUAAUGGCUUGACACAGCUUUACAGCAGUAGCUCUGGCUUUUUUUCAAGCAUAGGAAAAAUACAAAAGAGUAGCCCCUACUUUGUCUUGCAUCUUUUGACAGGGUUGGAAUCUCAUUUAAAUUCCAACACAGGCUUUAUCAGCAUUUCAUAAAGAUUAAUUUUUAUGAAAAUGCAUUUUUUUUUUUUUUUGGUGUAAAUUACUGCUCUCGCACACAACACAUCUUCUAGAUUGUUGUAACAUAAAGGGACAAAAGUUAGUUUCUUUUUCUGUUCAGGAAAAACUUUUUGUGGAACAUACUCCAUCUACUGGUAGAAUGGGUUAAAUAUUUUCACUUAUUUAAACAUUUGAAGGUAUUGUUUAAGCACCAAAACCCUAGAGUUUUUUGUAGUCAUUAUGGUUCAAGAUGACUUUUGGUGAAGUUUCUCAGUUUUAUUUUAUUCACAAAGUUGUUUGUUUUUUUUUCUUCAUCUUCAAGCAUUUUGACAAAAACUUUGGCACGUAAAGCUUUGCUUCUGCUAUAUUUCACUUCCAUGUUACCACUACCAAUUAAUUAAGUUUGACAGCUGCUAUCCAAUAUGCUGACCACUAACACAAAUGGAAAAACUAGAACAAAAAUAAAUUUAUUCACUAAGGUGUUAUUUGUCAGAAAUACAAAGUGACUUUUAGGUCGAAAUAGCUGAAUUGGGAAAAAAUCAUCUAUGGCUUAAAAUGUAAAAAUACAAAAUGUACUUAAUGAAAUUGGGAAGCGUAGCUAAGGCUGUGAGGGUUUCAAGGUCUCAAACUGCUUUUAACUCAUCUUGUGCCAUUCGAAAAAGAACUAGGGCCAUUUGCAUAUCAGACUGAUCCCACCCAAAAUGGCGGUCCAGAACCGAAAUGCAGGCCUACUUUCUCUGCACGAAAGAUACAGCAACCCCAGACUAUUGUAUCGGCCUUGUUAGGCCUGGUCAGUGAGGUAUAGUCAAUACCCCUCUAGGCACCGUUAGCAGGGGGUCCACGCCUUGAUUAAACUUUAAACUUGGGGGGGGGGAGCAAUAAACAACAAUUGUUCUAGGUUGCUGUAUUUCUUGUGCAGAGAACUUGCCAGCAGUUCCCUUUUGGACUGCCCUUAUGAGUGGGAUCAGUCUGAUAUGCCUUGGAAAAGAUUUUCUCUGUAAUGGCACAAGUGAGCAAAAACUAUUUUGAGACCUGAACAGGGAUUUACCGAAGGGCAAGCUACUUAGUUUCUCUAAGCUUUUGUCCAUCCUCAUUUUUCAUAUUCUCUGUUUUCAGGUUUUAGUUAAAACGUGAAGAAAAAUUGCAUUUGUCUACACUAGAAAUUUUUUUUGUUUUCGAUGCAGUAUGAUAUUGGCUAUACCAUGGCUAGUCAACCUGGUCCCUACUGGCCACUAGUGGGCGGUUUGAGAUUUCAGGUGGGCGGUGGUGGGUUCUGUAGAAAACUCCCGGUGGGCCUAGUUCCAUUCAUCUCCAGUGCCGGCCCAUGCAGAGCCAGUCUUGCUGUAAGCCUUCUUGAGCUGGUGAUGAGAUCAAAAUGUUCCACACUGGCCCGCUGGCACUUAGUUCCAGCAGAGGGAGGGAAGGGUCUAGGAGCCUCUGUGUUCCUCCCACGAGCAGCCUGGUCAGAUCGUUGCCGUGCGUUACCGUGGCAACGCUACAAUACAGUGUGGUGCUUGCAGAAGGACAGGAAAGACCGCCUACAACCAGAGGAGCAGCAGGCCAAAGUGAACAUGCCACCACUGGAUCACCAGGACUUGCAUUAUGUCCCACCUUGCUGGUAAUAGGUAAGAAGAUUUUCACAUCUCACCCACCUACACACAGCAUAGACCCUAUGCACCCUUCACAAACAAACACACACUACACCCUUCACACACAGACACACACACAGACUGCCCCAUCCCAAACUACACCCCUCUCACACAGAAUGCCCCCUUACACACACACACACUACACUCCUCUCACACUGCACCCCUGACACACACACACACAGAGCAACCCUAACAAACACACACUGCAACCCUCACUCACACACCGCCCCCUCACACAUACUACAUCUCUCAAACACACACACACCCCACCCCAACCCACAGACACACAUAGAAAAAAGUGGAAUAGUAAAUAGAAAAAAUAGAUAAAUUUAUGUACAUAUUUCUCCUUUCUAAAAAAAAAAAAAAUCAUACUUGCACUAUAAAAUUAGUUACUGCGGCAGUGGUGGGCGGUAAGGAAAUUUUACCAUCAACAAAGAUACAAAAGUGGGCGGAAGGUAUUAAAAGGUUGACUACCCCUGGGCUAUACAAUAUUUUUCAACAGUUCCAGUUUAGAUAAGACAAACCUGGGCAGGUUUUGGUCUCUUAAUCUGCUUUCCAGGGUUUGUUACCUUGUGAAUUUUUUGGGGGGCGCCAGAGAAAUAUCUCCAGAAAGCACAACCAUCUCAUUAGAUGAACUUGCACUAUGCAAACUGCAAUGAGGCCAUUUAACCAUUAAAAGGAGCUUUUCGGGAAGAUCACAGGGUCCCUAAUUGAAACUUGAGGAAACCGACUUCUCUUAUAGCAGCAAAAUAAGUUAUUUACCAUAAGAUCCAUAUGGAUUUAAUGAAUUUUUGUUGUCAAAUCCAACAGAAGAGUAUUAUAAUAUAUAGAGUAAUAAUUUAUAUAGGGAGGUAUCUGAUCUCCAUUUUGGAAAUUGCAAUUAGAUGGACCAAAAUUAGCCUAAAUUUGUAGUGUCAUGUUAAUUUUUACUAAAGUAAAGUAUGAGUCAUGUUAUUCAAUGUUGUUGUCCUUGUAUAUUUUGCCUUUGCUGGUUUGAUUUUAUUCUGAUCCUGCCAUUGUCCCUGUAUAUGACAGAAUCCGUUGUGUUAUAUUUUAAAUUGUGCCAUAAGAUGCCAAACAAAAAGUAAAGAUUAAGUGGGGAUAAUACCAUCACAGAGUGAUGAUGAUUGCUGUUCCCUUUACAUCGAGUAAAAUGACCGAAACUGAUAUUGUAUCAACUAGAGCUAGGUCUGUAGUGGCUUUCUUGUCUAGCUUGAGUUUUGGAAUUCUGGAUAACUGUUGUUCUGACUGUAUAUCUUAACAAUGGUAAAUCCUGUCUUUCUGAGCACUAAAAUUCUGGUUGGUAUUACCAGCUUACAUGUGAUGACUCUGACUAACCUUUUGAAAGAACUUGCCCUGCUAACUUGGUAAUUUCAUACCCACACAGCAGCCGUUGGGAAACAGGGUUCCUUUCAACUGACCAGACAACAAAGCAUAUGUACAGCUGAUUAAUUUCUAAAUUACAUAGUAACCUUAUUAUUAUUAUUAUUAUUAUUAUUAUUAUUGGAUUUAUAUGGCGCCAACAAAUUCCGUAGCACUUGCUGCUGUUUUCAAUAUAUGAGAUAAGCUGUGACUAUCUACCUGGUGACUCUCUCUAGUUUAGUUUUUGCCUGUAUUGGGGCUUAAGGAACUUAAUAGUGUUAGGAAUACAAACGUGUAAUCCUAACACUAUAGUACCCUUUGCCACCCCCUCCCAUGUGGCCCCGACUGGCUACAAAUAAAGGUUUAAAAAUCCUUUUUCACUUACCUACUUGAUCCAGUACCGAUGUCCCUUGGUGCUAGUUUGGGCUCUUUCUCUGCCAAUGUCAUUUUGGGAACUAGAGGCAGUAUUAACCCUACAAUACAGACAUAUAGUUUUACAUUGCAGGGCCAUGGGGACAAGGACACUACACCCAGACACCUUCAAAUAGAUUAACCUGUGUGCGUCAAGUUUUCAACCUUGGUUAUAUGCUAUGUUUUAGUAGAGUUGACAUGGUGAGUUUUGAAUACUGUAUUCAUUUUCUUGCGGUCCUGCAGACCAUGAUCUGCCCUCAGCUACCUAUAUUGGUUAUGCAAUUGUCUUUAGUGCUGUUACCACCCAUGAUUCUUUCAUUACAGUACUUCUAUAGGCGUGCGCAGCCCAUUGCAUAAGGGUGUGCACCCUAAAGCACAAACACACAUGCCGCAUAUUAAUUAUAUAUAUAUAUAUAUAUAUAUAUACACACACACACACCACACACAUACAUAUACAUACACACACUAGUGUGUGUAGGUGCUGAGGCUGUGUGUGAAGGCGCUGUGUUUGUGGGCGUUGGGUGUGUGUAGGCACGUUGUGUGUGUGUGUGUGUGUAAGGGUUGUGUUUGUUUGUGAGGGUGGUGUGUGUGUGGGCAGUGUGUGUGUGUGUGAGGGUGCUGUUAGUAUGUGUGUGUGUGUAUGUGUGAGGGUGCUGUGUGUGUGUAAGGGUGCUGUUAGUAUGUAUGUAUGUGUAAGGGUGAUGUAUGCGUGUAUGUGUAAGGGGUGAUGUAUGUGUGUGGGAGCUGUGUGGGGUGGAGUUGGGGGGAGCAUUUAGUAAAUAUCCCCCCUCCCUUCUUACCUUUUUAUAGGGAGGGGGGACCGUGCUGCUUCCAUCACUUUCGCGAGAUCUGGGCGUUGCCGCAGCAACUGUCAGAUCUCACGAGAGGAACCCGGCAGAGCUGCUGGCUAGAGCUCCCCGGGUCCCCUCCUGCCUCCCUCCAUGCUGCUGUUGGCCGGUGAGGGAGAUCUUUGAUAUCCCUCACCGGCCCACGGAGGGAGGCACAUAACGCAUGCCGUGUGGAUUAGGGUGUGCCCAGGCACACCCUGUGUGCACACCUAUGAGUACUUCAGAUAGAUGUUGCCCAUUAUUGUGCAGCUCAUCUGACUUUUUAACCCAUAUGUCAAGGAUGGCAGCAAUGGUCACUACUCCCUACCUUCAACGACACUGCUGACACAGUUUAGUUUGAAAGGGAGGUUAAAUGUUAGCCACCGAGUGAGAGACUUUUUAAAGUUUAUUCACUUUUAUUUACUAUGGCAGAGCUCCCUGUACCCCAGCUGGGUACCUCCACCAAGGACCGCUUCCUAACUGGAACAGGGGAAAACCUCAGCGCUUCUGCCCCAGUCGCCGUGGCUUGACUGGGGUCCUCCUGAAGCCUUUCUGUCCUGGAGCAGGAUAGGGGACUAACACUAUUCCCUCACAGGGACUGGAUGACACACAGUCCUGGGAGCUGUAGCCCUUAAAAGGACUUUCCCCGCCGAAUCCUUCAAGAGCUGGAGCAAGGUGCUGUGCAGUGAUUAAAGCCCUUCCCCUCCCAAUAACUAGAUAUGGUACAGUCACGUUAUACACAGACCCCCAGCAGGGGGUCUCCAUACAAUUACACACAAACUCCUCCCCUGUGCCUGGGAGAUAAUUGAGUCAGGAACUGUACAAACUCAAUUAUCUCCCAGGUACAGAAAAGCAUACAAUUUUAAAACACCCCAAAAGUACAUUUUAAUAACCUCGGAAUCCCAUGCAGGUAAUAUCACCGAAUAGCUUGGAUCUGAGCGCACACUUUGCCGAAAUAUCACUCAGAUCCCUUCAUUGGUUUCUUUCCCUUAGAGCUACUACAUGAGCGCAGUGGGUGGGAAGGCAAGAAAAGAACUAGUGCCAAUACGCAAUAUGAAUGAGAGCCUACUCCAACUGCAUUUCUCAUCUGGGGGAGGUGUCAUGGCAAGGGUACAUAAUUCAUUGUUGCACUAUAGAAUACUGCCAUUUAAUGUAAUUUGUGUAGUACAUAUAUGAACUUGCUGCCUGGUAGAGGUGGUAUUGUCAAUUUCAAAAGGGGUUAAUUUGAUUGUAUGGAAGGUCAGACCUUACAACCUAAAUUCCUUUUUGCAGCUGGGCCCCCAACAGAGCUACUCUGGAAGGUGUGAGAAGUCACACAUAAGUGGCCUAGAAGUCUGGUUUCAGUAUAAACUAACUCCCUCAUUUGUCAUAUGUCUUGAUUCCCUCUUAGAUAAGGAGUCCUUUGAUAUGAACAAGCCUUGUUUCAAUAACAUAUCCAAAAGAGACAAUAAUACCUACCAACAGAUUAAUACUCAAGCCUAGGUUUUAUCAUAUUUAGAAUGGGACAAGCACAAUCUUCUAAUCAAGCCUAAACAUGAUUUGCGAACAAGGAGACCCCACAAACAAUACAUUGUUAAAUAGCCCUGAUCUGAGCGCCCAAGUUCUCCAAAUAGCUCUCAGAUCCAUGCAGUGUAGGGAAAACGCCACCGUGUUAAAGUUCUGCUUGGCUGCACCCAUGGUCCUAUGCCUAAAAUAGUUCCAGGGCGUUUGGUGCUUUUGCCGGGUAAACUUUUUGGGAGCUCCGGCCUGGCUCUUAGGUACCGUUUGUUCCCCUUAGUCUCAGGCACCCGGGGAAAGCUACUAAUGGCGGCUGGGGAGGGUAACUCCCAAACGGUGUCCCAGACCUGGACCAUAGUCGGUGGGCAGGAGGCCAUCUUCUAUACUCCUCCAGGAAUCCAUGACAAAUGUACGUGGGAAGGAGCGUUUGUCACAUUUACUGACAAUUCACACUUGAGUAAAUGUAAAGUUUAGGCCAAAAUAGCUGAUCUGUAAACAAAGUUGAUUCCCCCCCCCACAUCCCCCCUUAGCUAUUUUGAAAUGAAGCUUGAAUUCCGUUAAAUUCACACAUUUAAGGGAAUUUCAUUAACCCCUUAACGUGGCACUGUCACCUCUACUCCCUCCUCACAAAAUAAGUCAUUCAUGGAGAUAGGAUCUUUGUGAAAUACUCAUAUUGACUGUGUUGGAAUUUCACUGAAAUUCCAACUUAGUCAAAAGAUACACUGUAUCUAGUAGUAUAGACUACUUUGUCUCAUUAUUUUCCAAUGCCUGGCAAUGCUUGACAAUGGGCAGAGCCGUGUCAAGCCCCCAGCAAAGAAAUUAGGUUUUUCUACGGAGGGUCUCGUGGGAUCCUCCAUAAACCUCACUGCUCUACUGUUGCACAUACGGGAGAGUAUAGCAGUGACUUUGGCUUCUGGCAGCUGAAGUGCCACGAGUAGAAAUGUGUAAAUGGUAGUGGAUUCAACGCUUAGUGUCUCAAUAGAAUAGUGGAAAGUAUAUAUUAGUAUAGGCCGCAACCUAAAAUUAAGACGUUCUCUCACAGUACGUCAAAAAGGGGAAAAUCUGAAAGAUAAAGGGUUAUAGGUCGCGCCAAAAAAACAUAUGCAGAAAACAUAUAGCAAAUAAUAGAAUCAUAAAACAAAAUUGAAAUAUCAUCAUGAGAAACUGCUAAAGAUGUAGGAGCAGUGUAAUAUGUACUUACAUAUAUCAGUACAUUAGAACAGAAAUAAGUCCUAGAGUAAGCAGAAAAUGGUCAAAUCCACUUGAAAAACUGAAGAGUGGUAAUAAUCCAAACAGAGGUAGAGGAAUAAUCGAUGUUUCUUGUUCCCGGAUGAAAAUAUGAAAAUAGAACAAACGGAAAUUCCAAUAGUGUAGACUGUAACUUGAGCUUCUUUAUGAAGAGUCAAAACAAAAGGGUAUCGCACUCACCUAUUGUGGAGCUUGAACUAGCUCAGGUAUGGUUCGCACUCAGUGGUAUUAGUCCCCCACUGAUGGGGUGUAGACAUAUGUAGGUGAAGGAAAUCCUCGAGAGAAAAAAAGGUAACACAAAAUAGUGCUCACUGUAUAAGUGUUAAGUUAUACGUGAAAUAAAAUUAUAUAUUGAAUACUCACAUUUAGGUGAGCAGGAUAUACUGCUCACUUUUUUGGCGCAGGUGGUAUAAUCCCCACCUAGGAUUCUUGAGCAAAUGGGUAGUGAUGUAUAUAGAUAUAACCAGGUCCAAAAAUAAAAUAAAACAAGAUAAAAACUAAAAUAAAAGGUAUAUGGCAAGAGAGAAAAAAAUAUAUACUAGCCAAUAAUCUUUUAUUAAUACAUAUAUAAAAUUAUAAAAUAGCCAAAACGUGUUUUAUCAACUGGAGUUCUCUAGGACUUAUUUCUGUUCUAAUGUACUGAUAUAUGUAAGUACAUAUUACACUGCUCCUACAUCUUUAGCAGUUUCUCAUGAUGAUAUUUCAAUUUUGAUUUAUGAUUCUAUUAUUUGCUAUAUGUUUUCUGCAUAUGUUUUUUUGGUGCGACCUAUAACCCUUUAUCUUUCAGAUUUUCCAUGAGUAAAAGACAGGUCAGAUGGGGAUGGUGGUGCCCGUGAGGGACAUGUUCUGGUAAGUAAAUCUUGCUUAAUUACCAAAUUAUGCAAAGUCCCCAGACGGUGACCGCUCCGCUUUAAGGGUCAUAUGGCAGCCUAUGCUCUCCUGCAUUUCAGAGCUUUAAUGCCCAUGGAAGGCCAUCAUGCUUUUAAGGUACCAGCAGAGCUAGACCCAUACUGGAGCCAUUGAGCUCAAGUUAUUAUUACAUACCUGAGGGUCCUCUAUAUCAGUUGUACCCAAACCUACAGAUGAGCUGUAUUCAUCGUUGCACAUAGCCCUUUAAAUCACAGUGACUGGGCGAUUGUGCUAAGCUGUGGUUAUUAGUUUGGAAUUCUAGAGGAUUCCAAGCUUGCAGGGGGGAGCAUGAGAUCCCUGAGGUUAGCAUUAGGGUUUGGUGUUUCAAAAACACGCAAAAAUAAAUACACUGCUCAAAAAAAUAAAGGGAACACAAAAAUAACACAUCCUAGAUCUGAAUGAAUUAAAUAUUUUUCUGAAAUACUUCGUUCUUUACAUAGUUGAAUGUGCUGACAACAAAAUCACACAAAAAUUAAAAAAUGGAAAUCAAAUUUUUCAACCCAUGGAGGUCUGGAUUUGGAGUCACACUCAAAAUUAAAGUGGAAAAACACACUACAGGCUGAUCCAACUUUGAUGUAAUGUCCUUAAAACAAUUCAAAAUGAGGCUCAGUAGUGUGUGUGGCCUCCACGUGCCUGUAUGACCUCCCUACAAUGCCUGUGCAUGCUCCUGAUGAGGUGGCAGAUGGUCUCCUGAGGGAUCUCCUCCCAGACCUGGACUAAAGCACCUGCCAACUCCUGGACAGUCUGUGGUGCAACAUGACGUUGGUGGAUGGAGCGAGACAUGAUGUCCCAGAUGUGCUCAAUUGGAUUCAGGUCUGGGGAACGGGCGGGCCAGUCCAUAGCAUCAAUGCCUUCGUCUUGCAGGAACUGCUGACAGACUCCAGCUACAUGAGGUCUAGCAUUGCCUUGCAUUAGGAGGAACCCAGGGCCAGCCGCACCAGCAUAUGGUCUCACAAGGGGUCUGAGGAUCUCAUCUCAGUACCUAAUGGCAGUCAGGCUACCUCUGGCGAGCACAUGGAGGGCUGUGCGGCCCCCCAAAGAAAUGCCACCCCACACCAUUACUGACCCACUGCCAAACCGGUCAUGCUGGAGGAUGUUGCAGGCAGUAGAACGUUCUCCACGGUGUCUCCAGACUCUGUCACGUCUGUCACAUAUGCUCAGUGUGAACCUGCUUUCAUCUGUGAAGAGCACAAGGCGCCAGUGGCAAAUUUGCCAGUCUUAGUGUUCUCUGGCAAAUGCCAAACGUCCUGCACGGUGUUGGGCUGUAAGCACAACCCCCACCUGUGGACGUCGGGCCCUCAUACCACCUUCAUGGAGUCUGUUUCUGACCGUUUGAGCAGACACAUGCACAUUUGUGGCCUGCUGGAGGUCAUUUUGCAGGGCUCUGGCAGUGCUCCUCCUGUUCCUCCUUGCACAAAGGCGGAGGUAGCGAUCCUGCUGCUGGGUUGUUGCCCUCCUACGGCCUCCUCCACGUCUCCUGAUGUACUGGCCUGUCUCCUGGUAGCGCCUCCAUGCUCUGGACACUACGCUGACAGACACAGCAAACCUUCUUGCCACAGCUCACAUUGAUGUGCCAUCCUGGAUGAACUGCACUACCUGAGCCACUUUUGUGGGUUGUAGACUCCGUCUCAUGCUACCACUAGAGUGAAAGCACCGCCAACAUUCAAAAGUGACCAAAACAUCAGCCAGGAAGCAUAGGAACUGAGAAGUGGUCUGUGGUCACCACCUGCAGAACCACUCCUUUAUUGGGGGUGUCUUGCUAAUUGCCUAUAAUUUCCUAUUGUCUAUCCCAUUUGCACAACAGAAUGUGAAAUUGAUUGUCACUCAGUGUUGCUUCCUAAGUGGACAGUUUGAUUUCACAGAAGUGUGAUUGACUUGGCGUUACAUUGUGUUGUUUAAGUGUUCCCUUUAUUUUUUUGAGCAGUGUAUAACCAACAGAUAUGACUGAGGUUGGUUAUAAAAUGUAAAAAUCAAAAGCGUCAAAAUGCUUUUCAUUGGGGGGGUGAGGCUUGACUACUAUUCUGAGCAGAUAUGUUUCUUUAGAACUGUUAGGACAGUACAGUGGCCCAACACGCAGGAUUAAGUCAAACACGGAUAAAAUAUAAACUAAGGAAAAACUUGUUACCGGCCUUAAAAUGGCCGGAAUUAAUGUACAUCGAAUAACCAGUAAUUAGCCGAGGUCAGGGGUACAGACAGGAGAAAACACGGAAAGUCAAAAGCCAAAAGGUCAGGAAGCCAGAAGUAAAAAUAGUCAGAACAAGCCAAUAUCAAAAACCAGAAUACCAAAUACAGGAACGUACUCUUGGAUAACCAAACCGUGAUGGAAACCACGAAAGGGCAAAGAGGAGAUACAGAAAUGGGUUUAAAUAGCCCAUUCCUUUUUGUCCUUGGUGGGCAGGGAUCAGCUGAUUCCAGAAUGUGCGUGCUUGCCGAUUACGUGGCAGUGCACGCACGUCCGCGUGACUCCCACCAGAGGCAGUGCUACAUAUAACCCUAUUCUAGCAGCGUCCAGCAUCCAUAGGAACACCGCGUUCGCUGGGGAAGGACGCGCAGGCAGAUCUGGCUGAGAUCCGCCGCGACUUAGGUAACUGCCAGUCUGCUCCUGUGUGACUGCACGAGCCGUGACAAGAACUCCUCAAAGUCAGAAUUAAAUACAGUUUUUCUGCUCAUAAAGAGGCUACUUUCGGGCCUAAUCAGAACUUCUGACUCAUGAAGCUUUUGUACUUCCAAGCCUGGUGACAUUCGUCUACUCAACCAUUUGUACCUCAGCAACUGUGGCCUAGCUGCCCAUGCUGGUGGAGAGAGCAGACGAUCCUUUGGUUGAACCAGAGUAACUAGAUGGAGCCAUCGUACCCCAUCCCUCCCACUACUGGACCAGUAGGGGAUAUCCCGGUCACCACUGUGUAGGCUGCCAAGAACCUUACUAACCCCAUUGAAGGAAGCAUUUGUCCAUAAAACACGCGCUCGAUUUCUGCAAAGUGGCCGAGCAGUCACAAGGAGCAAUAGCUAAUAUGCAUCAGGGAGACACCCUGUCGUUAUUCAAUUAACUCUGUGAGCGGUUCUGGUCAACAUUGAAUUAGCACGCGACCCAGAAGCUACGCUAUAUCCACCAUCAAACUAGGAAUCAACAGCGAUGAGACAGAUGUCCACGGGAAUCCAUUCCAGGCAAAUCUGCUACACCCUCCAUCAUCUCUAAGAAGUCGGGCCUUCCUGGGCUGAGAGACAGCAGGAGAAUAUCCCCAUCACAAUGCCCACACCUACGGAGAAAAUCUUGGAGGAGAUGUCCAAGCAAAAAAAAACGCAACAAAUAAAUCACUCUCCAGCAAAAAGCCUGAAGGUAAUGAUUCUAUUCACCAGAACAAAUUCAAUAAGCUGUAGUUGUUCUGGUGACUAUAGCGCCCCUUUAAUUUCACCUGUCAGUAGUUUUUUUUUUUUUCAAUUCUUUAUUUUAUUUGUGCAUAAGUAAGACAUACAGGGUUGCACAGCCACAACAGCUGGUGCAUGCUUAACGUCAGGUAGAGCUUAACAAUUGCGUGACAUGAGAAAUAAUGCACAUUUUAUGUUAUUGAAAAAUAAGUAAUGGAGUCAGAGGAGCAGUUAAUAGCAAUAUAGUUGGCUAGGCUCAUGACUCUUAAGGUUAACAUGCUUUAAGUAUAAAUUUUGAUCACGCUUAUUUUGAAGGGUAUCCUCGCAGUACCCUGUAUGCAUCACCACUUUUAUGCCUAUUUGUGUUUGCUUGUAAGACAUACAUUCCAUGUAAUCACGACAGGCCGGAGUAGCGUAAACACAGUAGGUGAGGUAUUAAGAUUCCAGACAUUUUAGAACAGUCUCGUUGCUCAGUUUGUCACUAUAUAAUAUACAGUGCAAGUGUAGUGGUGUGUGACAUGGGGGACUUAGUGCAGUACGAAAAUAAUGAGAAAAGGUGGUGAGAAACAAAAAGUCAACCUGGGUGCUACAGACAAAGACAGAACACAGUCCUCUCCGGUAUGCGAUCUUCGGCACACUCCUGCUGCUGACUUGUGUGCAGGAAGUGAUGGCAGGGUUCCAGCAAGUAGGAGAGUUCGGUAAAUACUGCUCCGUCGGUUUAAGGCCUGGUCCUGUGUCCGGGGGUCCUGGCUGGUGUAAUUCGUCCAGGCGUUGGGUUGCGAUGUGAGGAACAUCCUCUCACGUCUCAAUGUCCAGGAGGGCAGCAGUGGGGCCGGAACCAAUCGCCUGGCACAAAGGUUUGGGCUACCAUUUCCUCUGCUGGUGUGGCUAGACAGUCCAGGGGUGGGUGCUCCAGCCAGCCUUUAGCAGUGGUGUGGUUCCUGUCUGCAGGUAGUCAGCUUUUCUAGUUCAGACUGUGAGGCAGCCAUUUUGUUUAGAAAGCGCAGGUGUCCGAGAGCAGGCCAAGGUCCGUGGCAUCUGCUCCUGAUGGUGUCAGAUCUCUCCACUGUGGACCGGGAUAACCCCCCGGGCCAUGGGGAGGGAACGGGGCCUGUGAGGAGUGUCACGGGGUUGCUGUGUGGCUGCUAGAUUAUCGAGCAGGGUGGCGGCCGUCCACCCCGCUUAGGCCGCAGGCUCCAAAGCUAUGUAUAACCUUCAGGGUCUCCAAAGCUCCCGAUCUUGGGGUCUGCAGUAGUGCCCACAGCUCCCUGCUCACUUUGCUGUACCUCUAGGCUGAGAUAAGAGCAGUUUGUGCCAUAGUUUUCGGCCCAGAUGGCCAGAUUUUGCAAGAGCCUCUCCCGCAUGCGACCGGUCAGCAUGGCGGUCAGGCCCCGCCCCCCACUUGUCAGUAGUUUUAAUGUUGUGGAUGAUCAGUGCAUGUUGUCUCUACCGAAUAUAACAACAUUUUCAAUUAAGCUAACACACGGAAUAGCAUGUUAUGUAUUGUUUUAUUUGUGUGUUUAUUAUGACCUGUACAUUUUAAAUCUAGGAUAUUUGCCAUUGUAUUUUGUGAUAUCUUGACUGAAAAUGCAUUGUGGAGGAUAGGAGUCCACAUUAUCUCCAAUGUACACAAGGGUUAUAGGGUGUAAACCUCCAGACUACCACACUGUAAUGAAGUAGAGCACGGGUGCUCAAAAGAUGGAUCCCCAGAUGUUUUAAAGCUACAAUUUCCAUGAUGUUUUGUCAUCCUUAAGGUAUGCAAAGCAUCAUGGGAGCUGUAGUUCUAGUUCAACAACAUCUGGAAAUCUUCCUUUUGAGCACCCCUGAAGUAGAGUAUCAGGAUAUACCUAACCUACCCGAAUGUUAAUAAUAUGAACCACUAAGUGCAGGUUCAAUAUGGGUUUGGGCUACUAGUGAGACCCCAUUUAUUUAGAGAGCAUUUUGGGGACACAGACUCUUCCACAGUAUAAUUAAUGUUGGUUACACCUUAAGGUACACUGCUUUGUACCCCACAAUAUAAAGACAUUCGCCAUUGUAAAUUGGUUUAUAAGGUGUCUACUCUCCUUCAAACAUAAUGUUAUUACCUUUUUUUUUAAUUUACUUGCUGUUUUAAAUGUGACAUUUUUAAUGUGAACCUUACCACCAACAUACUGGAAUUGUAUAUAAUUAAAGCGUUACCCUUUAUUUUCCAAUUUGCAAUGCCCUGCUGGACACUAGUAAUUACCCCCUCUGCUACCUUUUAAACCUGUAAACAAACACUACACCAUACAAAACAAUCCGCGCUGGUUUCCAUGCCUCAAUUCAACAUAAUUUUUCUUCACAAGGUCCGAUCAAAUGCUUCUCAUAGAGAAGUAUUUUAUUAGUCCGUUCUCUCCAGCUUCGAGCACAUGCAGUACUCUGAGUCGGGAAGAGGAGGUAAUAAGAGAUGGGAUUUUAACAUAUAUUCUUUAAAAAAAAAAAACUUCUACUAAAUGGAGUGUGGCAGAGCUCCAAUAUUCAAUCGGAGUAUACCAGAGCAGCUCUCCCAGCAAAAUUGUUGGUGAUUAUAGCUACCCACCCAAACAUCGGCUGAGCCUUGAUGAAGGGUGAAAACAAGAACACUUUAUUUGGAUUUUACAAACAUAUUUAUAAUCAGACCCCCAGCAUGGGGUCUUUAGCUACACAUUGGUAAGCCUACCCAGGCCCCUCUGUGUCAGGUAGAUGAUCAGAUCAAACACUGUUAAGGCUCCUGACAUGAAAACUCCCAAAAAUAAUGUGAAAACCAAUAAUAACCCCCACACAAUUAAUAUCUCCGGAUCGCUAGUCCCAGAGCGCCCAAUCUGGCAAAAUGGCAACCUGUUCCCAGGUAUAUGGUGGAAUCGCCACCUGACUAUACGUUUUGACUGGCUGUGGCUGAGACUCAGUCCAAGUAACCGUUACACACAGCUGUCCUGAGGUAGCGCUGUUCUCUCUGAACUUUUAUCCAGCAGUUUAUGGGGAGCAGGUGGCUUGCUUUUAGGGUACCUGUGCUGUAUGUGUGUGCAGGGGGGAAGGAGCCACAGUAGCAGUGUAAUUUAAGCUCUUUUGAUACAGUUAAUGGUGUUUCUUAACAUGGGGGGAAGAAACGUUGAAGCUUUACCCUGCAAGGCGCUAACAACCUGUCACCAGCGCACAGUUUGUCCCAACAACAGACGUAUUUUUGCACAGAAUUGAUAUUAGCUAGCCUGGAGAUUACUUCUAGGCUGCCUACGUUACGUGUGCCAAUAGUGUAACUAGCCCAGAGCACAAACGUCCAAAUAUCUCUGAAUGUGCAGCGUUUCCAGCAGAAACCGUAUAGCUAUUCCUUCCAUCCCGACCACUUCUAAAAGCAGUAAGUGGUCAUGGUGGUUGGAGUAACCCAGGCUUACCCAAACUCCGGCCCUCCAGAUGUUGCUGAACUACAACUCCCAUGAUUCUAUGAAUGAAAUAGAUAGGCUGAGACUCAUGGGAGUUGUAGUUCAGCAACAUCUGGAGGGCCGGAAUUUGGGGAAACCUGGAGUAACCCUUUAAUUGUGGUCUAUAUAAAUUUAUUGAAUUAUCAUGCACCGCUCUGAUAUUUUACAUUCUUUUAUUCCAGUAACCAGAUGUGAAGGAUAUAAACUGCUAUAUAUUUGGGAUUUAUUCACUGAACAUGAAACUUGCAAAUUUAAGAAAGGGCGGGGGGGAAAUUCUCAAGCUUAGCUUUUUAUUUCAGUAGAUUUAUAUUGACCUCAAAUGUUAUAUUUAUUUUAUUCUCUAUACAUUUCAGCUAUUUUUUUUUCUCUGAACCCCACUGUGCUGUAUUUUAUUAAUAAUAAUAAUAAUAUACAGUUUCCACAUGGGUAUUAAGCAGAGCCUCGUGCUGUGCAUCACCCAAAUAAAUAUAUAUUUAAUUUUAGCGCAGCAAGUUACAUUGAAUUACAACAUAAAGCUUCAGCUAGCACAGGCCACAGUCUGACGACAUUCUGACGAAAGUGCCAGAGGCAGGAAUCUUCCAGAAGCGGCCCGAACCAGGCAAGGGCGCCAGCGUGUGACAGGCACCACAAGCAGCCAAUCGGCAGCAGCCGCUGAGCCACGGCCUGUUAUCUGAUUGGCCCAGCGUCGGAGAGCGAACGAGGCGUGGAGUGUGUCAUUGAAGAGACGGGGGAAAAAAAGGAGGGCAGGGCGUGGUAUGUGACGAAACGCACCAACGUGUGCGAAUCCGCUGCGGCCAGCAUUAGAGACGGCGUCCAAUCGGGUGACUCCAACGCGCGCCGUGCCCGCCAAUCAGAGCACUCCACGACGUUGACCGGCCGGGAGGAUAUAAAAGGGGACCAGCAGCGCGUGGUACGUCAGUCUGACAGCAACCGGCGAAUAGAGAAGACACAGCGAGAGAGCGAAGAGGCGGCUUGAGUUCGGUAUGUCACUGGAGGCCCAUGGGGAUUGUAUUAUCUAACGGCAGAAUCUCCUCUCCUAAUAUGGCUGCGGGAUGGCUGAGUGUGUUUAGCGGUGGCUGCUUUUGUUGCCGUGUAGCUGGUUUAGUGAUCUGUAACCGGUGUCUGCAGUCUGACUGUCCCUGUAUCAGUGAUGGCUUGCUUUAUGGUUAUUACUAGAUGUAGUGCACUUCCUGUCACUCUCAGCCAGCCAUUGGCUGAGUAUCACUGGCAGCCUGGUCCCCUGUCCUGCUCAGCACUGGGCUGACCUCAGCGAUGGGUCAUUUCAUGGUUAGUAGCUGUGGUGGACUACACUUCCUGUCACUCUCAGCCAGCCAUUGGAUGAGUAUCACUGGCAGCCUGGUCCCCUGUCCUGCUCAGCACUGGGCUGACCUCAGCGAUGGGUCAUUUCAUGGUUAGUAGCUGUAGUGCACUACACUUCCUGUCACUCUCAGCCAGCCAUUGGAUGAGUAUCACUGGCAGCCCGGUCCCCUGUCCUGCUCGGCACUGGGCUGGUUAUGGGGGAGCAUGGUGCCAUUCAUUGAGUGCUUUCUUAGUGCUCAGAUGUCGCUCAGUGUUGGGUUAAGCUGUGCUUUGGUUUGUUAUGUGGAGUAUAGAUCCAGGGGUGCUGAUGCUAGUUAAGGUUAACGGUUUAUGCAUAAUCCCCUUUAUUUUAUUCUUUUUAAAUUAAUGAUUACAUCGUCGGUGGUCUUGCUUUAAAAAUCAAGAAUUUCAGAUCUAAUGCUUAAAGAUGAGAUUUUGUUUUUAUUAUUUUUUUAAGAAUUAUGUAUUUAUCUAAAGCAUGCAGUAUUAUUCACUGAAAUGUGACUUUGGUCCUGGUUAUUUAAAGUGCAUUUAAAAACCAAAACCGAAAAAAAAUUAAUAGCCUAAUUGGGAUGACUAAUACCAGCUAUUUAGCCAUCUUGACCUGGAAUUCUCUCUGCAUUACUAACCAUUCACAUUCUAGUGAUCAUCUCUUGUCUGUCACAUUGUAUGUUUACAUAUUUUGUUGCAGGAUUUGUUAGAAUGGCUAGUCUGGAGGUCUAAUAAAGAAACUCCACUGUCCUAUUAAAUCUAGCAUUGUAAUUAUUUGUAAAUCCAACUUGAUAGGAUUUCAAUGCCUAGUUAUUGCCGGUCAUCGCAAUGAGAUGUUGGUUUGUUAUAGUAGCACUUAAAUAUGCAAUGUUUUACAAUAUAUGUAUGAAUGAGGUGUAACUGAUAACUGUAUGACUAUCAGUUUAACUACAGAAAACUAAAGUAGCAUUCUGGCAAUAAAAAAGAAAUUAUACUUGGAAUCGGAGUUGCAUGUAACUCCCCUUCCCGUUAUUACUGGCUCAUGUAUGUCAAGUUCAUGUAUAUCCUAAAGUGAUAAUGGGCAUUUUGCAGUAUCUAGAAGGUUCUCUCCAUUUCCUGCCACCCAUGUCUGAAGCAUUAUGUUCUCUCAUUGGUUGGAGAGGAGGAGCGUAAAAAAGUACAUCCCUUCUGUACGCCUGCCUCCUAUUUUGUAGAGACGUAUGGUUUGAUGAGCAUUUUUAACCUCUUGACUGCCAGUGACUUUUCUGCAAAAUAAAUAGUAUCCACACAAGCUCUUAUUUUAGGAUGUGGUAUUUGAUUUAAAAUUUUAAAUUUUUGUUAGCAUAAAUACAGCAUUUAGAGAGAGGCCUCUGAGUAUUCCUUUUUAAAUACCCUUAACCCAUAGCAAACCGUCAAUAGGGCGUAAAGCUAUCAGGGAUAUGAUGUGUUGAAUUUGAAGCUUUUGUACCAUCUUGGCCUAUUGUAUGAUAUUGAGCCUCUACUUGGUUUUUCUUAAGUGCUUGGUUUGGGAUUGGCUUCUGAAUUAACAUGACUAUUAUUCCUUGCAGAAUUUUGCUAUCGGAGAAUUUUUCUUUAUCUGUGGCAGUAAAAGAAACCUCCAUAUGGUUAUCAUGAAGUUUUUUGCUGUGUUUUUGCUGGUCGUUGCCAGCGUUUAUGCUGACGAUGAUGACAAAAGAGAAGAUGUUGGGACAGUGGUUGGAAUUGAUCUGGGCACCACUUACUCAUGGUAAGGAAUCUAGAGUGUGAACAACCACUGAAAUACAAAUUGGACCUAUGCAAUUUCCUUUUCUUGCUAUAAUGGAGUAUAGUGCCUUGUCUGCAUCUUCCGUUUUGUUUUUUUUUUUGUUUUUUUAUUCUUUUUGCUUUACUAGCUACACUCUGAACAAUUCUCUUAAUUCAUUAAGACUCCUCCCUUCCUGUUUUUCACAAUGCUUGGUAUACUGCUAAAAAUGUAUUGCAAUACUUUACAUAUCUUAUUCUAAGUACAGCAUAGUUGAAAUCCCUAGGGAACUCCAAUUGACAUUUUCAUAUCAAUCUUAGUAUAUGCAUAUUGUCACAUGUAUGUUCAGACUUGAAUACAUUGAGACCAUUCUGUUUUGUUACCCAUUUGUGUUUUCCCCUCCCACUGUGGCAGUGUUAAUCAUUGCAGCAUUUAUUGCUUUUAACGUAGCUUUUAAAACAUUGCAUAGUUGAAUAACUUAAUAUCAAAUCCUUUCCUUUUUAGUGUUGGAGUGUUCAAGAAUGGCCGUGUUGAGAUAAUUGCAAAUGACCAGGGCAACCGUAUUACACCUUCUUAUGUGGCAUUCACUCCAGAGGGAGAACGUCUCAUCGGAGAUGCUGCCAAGAAUCAGUUGACCUCCAACCCAGAGAACACUGUUUUUGAUGCUAAGCGUCUCAUUGGCCGCACAUGGAAUGACCCCUCUGUUCAGCAGGACAUAAAGUACCUGCCUUUCAAGGUACAUAUUCUAUGACACACUGACUUUGAUAAAGCGGUCUUUCAAUACCUAUUCUCUAAUAAUGCCUUAUUGCUCAUUUUAUGACCAAUUUGGUUAACUCUAAGCUCUAAUUAUUUCUAAUUAUUUUUCUAGGUUCUUGAGAGGAAGACCAAGCCAUACAUCCAAGUAGAUAUUGCAGAUCAGGUGAAAACCUUUGCUCCUGAAGAAAUUUCUGCUAUGGUCUUGGUUAAAAUGAAGGAAACCGCUGAAGCAUAUCUUGGUAAAAAGGUAUGUAUGUAUGUAUUAUCUAAGGGGAAUCUAUAGUCCUGAAAAUAAUUGUCCUUUAGAGACUACUGGCCUUGUUUACAGUGCCAGAACUCUUGGACAUGCUCAGAUGUCUAUGGAGGAUCUUGCAAGAGAAUCCAUAGCCAAUACUAGUGCCGGCUGGGGGACAUAACAAAACUUGACAGCAAUAAGUGUUUAUUAUGACCGGAAAAUGCAUGAAGACCGAUCAAUCUAUUAUAUGAAACACUCAUUUUUCGGGUGGUGGAGGAAAACGGCCAAUUUAACUAGAUUAGUUUUUUGUUUUUAUUUCAAAGUAUAUUUGAUUAUUUUAUUUUUAACUGUAUUUAUUUUUGUUUUAAGGUUACUCAUGCUGUGGUCACUGUACCAGCUUAUUUCAAUGAUGCCCAGCGUCAGGCCACAAAAGAUGCCGGCACUAUUGCAGGGUUGAAUGUGAUGAGGAUAAUCAAUGAGCCGUAAGUAGCUAAUUUUAACUCUGAAUCUUUUUUUUUUUUUUUUUUAAUUUUUCUUCUGUAAUCUUAGGGAGUGGGGUGUUCAGUAAACUAUUCUUGUGUGGCACUUUCCUGUUGUAAACCAGUAAAACUACAGAUUUUGGGUUCAUAUAGUAAACUCGGGUUAUAUUAUUUUUUUUUUUUUUUUUUUUUAUAUCCACCCAGUUAACUCCUCACAAAUGCAGGCCUUAAAUGUUCCAUUGGCAAGUGAGCAUUCUGCCAUGGAACUUCUUGGCUUGCAGUGAAAAAUGGCUAGUUGACUAGUUGCCUUGAAUGUGAAAUUUUGAGCUCUGGAAACUAAUUCAUUUCUUCUGAACUGCAUAGUAACAAAUUAAAUUUAGAAGAAACACUUCAGAGAAGCUGCAGGAUGGCUAACCACUGCUUUAUUUGUUCCACUCCCUUGAUUUUAGUAGAACUGAUGUGAGCAGAGCUCAUUGUUAUUACUGGCAUUUAUAAAGUGCCAACAUAUUCUGCCGCACUGUACAAUUGGGAAAGACCACACAAAUCGGAGCAGAUCGAUACAACAGUUAGAGGGCCAUGCCUGUGAGCUUACAAUCUGAAGGCCUACUCAGUUUGUCAUUGGUUUAUUGGCAUCUGAUGCUGCAUAGACCAUAUCACCACAAUAGAUAGUAAAAAUAGCAGAACAAUUGUUGGGUUCUGAAAACCGUGUCUAAUCUCUCUCCAUUAAAAGUUUUUUUACUAUUAUUCAUUCUUGCAGGACAGCUGCUGCCAUUGCUUAUGGUCUGGACAAGAAGGAAGGAGAAAAAAAUAUCCUUGUCUUUGAUUUGGGUGGCGGCACCUUUGAUGUGUCUUUACUCACCAUUGACAAUGGUGUGUUUGAAGUGGUGGCUACAAAUGGAGACACUCAUCUUGGAGGGGAAGACUUUGAUCAGCGAGUCAUGGAGCACUUUAUAAAGCUGUACAAGAAGAAGACUGGCAAGGAUGUCAGGAAAGACAAUAGAGCUGUGCAGAAACUGCGUCGGGAGGUGGAAAAGGCAAAGAGGGCUCUGUCCGCUCAGCAUCAAUCCAGAAUUGAGAUUGAAUCUUUCUUUGAGGGAGAGGACUUCUCAGAAACUCUGACCCGGGCCAAGUUUGAAGAGCUGAACAUGGUAAGGAUCCUGCUUGACAAAGUAAUGCAAGGUGGUAUUCCACUUUAUGACAUUGACUUUUUAAUAACUUAACUUGUGUCCGUUCUUGUAACUUAUACAAAGUAUAUUGGACACGUUGAAAGCAGUUUGGUCUUUAAGGAUGGCUGUCGCAAAGAGCUAUAAAUGGUGUAGUAAUGAUCUGUCUAAUGCUAGCAAUAAUCUGUUUUAGGAUCUCUUCCGUUCCACCAUGAAACCAGUUCAAAAAGUGCUAGAAGAUGCUGACCUGAAGAAGUCUGACAUUGAUGAAAUUGUUCUAGUGGGAGGUUCAACUCGUAUCCCCAAGAUCCAGCAGUUGGUGAAGGAAUUUUUCAAUGGCAAAGAACCAUCCCGUGGUAUCAACCCUGAUGAGGCUGUUGCAUAUGGUGCUGCUGUUCAGGCAGGAGUACUUUCUGGCGAUCAGGAUACUGGUUAGUGUUUACUUCUUUAAAUUGUCUAGGAAUGCAGUUGACUUGUGUUUACAUGAGUCUGUGAACUGGGUCAAAAAACUUUUAGUUGGCUAUGAGUUUAAAUGAUUUUAUUUUAUUUCCACAGGUGACUUGGUACUUCUUGAUGUGUGCCCUCUUACUCUUGGUAUUGAGACUGUGGGAGGUGUCAUGACUAAACUUAUACCCAGGAACACAGUUGUGCCUACCAAGAAGUCACAGAUCUUCUCUACAGCCUCUGACAACCAGCCUACUGUUACCAUUAAGGUUUAUGAAGGUGAGUAGGCAAUUUCUAGAAAAAUAGUCUAGUGCAAACUCAUACACAUAACAAAAUAAAUGUUAUACCUGUAGUACAGUGCUACGGAAUUUGCUGGUGCUACAUAAACAAAAGUGUGUGUGUGUGUGUGGUUUUUAUAACUUUUUUUUUAAAUUUUAUUUUAUUUUUUCUCUUUAGGGGAACGCCCAUUGACCAAGGAUAACCAUCUUCUGGGCACUUUUGAUCUCACUGGGAUCCCUCCAGCUCCUCGUGGUGUCCCACAGAUUGAAGUCACCUUUGAGAUUGAUGUGAACGGAAUCUUAAGAGUAACUGCAGAGGACAAAGGCACAGGCAACAAGAACAAGAUCACAAUUACAAAUGAUCAGAACCGUCUAACACCAGAGGAAAUUGAGCGCAUGGUCACUGAUGCUGAGAAAUUUGCAGAGGAAGACAAGAAGUUAAAAGAACGUAUUGAUUCUCGAAAUGAGUUGGAGAGCUAUGCUUACUCCCUAAAGAAUCAGAUUGGAGACAAGGAAAAGCUUGGUGGAAAACUGUCCUCUGAGGACAAGGAGACCAUUGAAAAAGCAGUUGAAGAGAAGAUUGAAUGGUUGGAAAGUCAUCAAGAUGCAGACAUUGAAGAUUUCAAGGCAAAAAAGAAGGAGCUAGAAGAAAUUGUUCAGCCCAUAGUUGGUAAACUUUAUGGUGGAGCCGGUGCACCACCUCCUGAGGGAGAAGAAACCGAGAAGGAUGAAUUGUAGGCAUGCUGGUUGUCUGUUUACUGUAAUAUUGUAAAUACUGGACUUCAAGAACAUUUUUGAAGAACAUUUGAAUGGAGAACUCUAGUGUGUGUGAAUUCUUCACUCUCCAGUGGAGACAAAUGCUAAGCCUUAAUGGCUGUUUACUGCUUUUCAUUAGCAGUUGUUCACCCAAAACAUUAUUUUUGUUGCGGUUUGGUUCCCUUUUUGGGGGGUGGGGGUCUGGUAUUUCUCGGUUCAACAUUGUUUAAAAUCCACUCAGAUGUUUUAUUUAUUUGAAAAUGGUCAGGCACAUUAUAUGUAGUACUUUUUUCUACUACCAUUGACCACAAUAAAUGUUUGAUAAUUAUCCUGGCUUUUUUUUUUUCUUUCCCCAUUUUUACAUAUAAAUACUGGAAGUGUUAUGUAAACUACUGGUAUUAAAAGACACUUUGAAUACAGAUCUUCAAUGUCCUUUACAAAGAGCCAAUUUUUAUAAAGUAGAACUGGUUUAUGAUUCAUAAAUGUGGAGGUGAUCUCAACCUUAACUUUGUAAAUCUAACUCCUUUAUAUUUUCUUUUGUAAGGUUCAUUACCAACCAUUGUUCACAAGCUAGGGUGGCGCUGUAGCUGAACUCUAAACAUCAGCACUCUGGCAGGAGCUCUGUGAAAGAGGUCCACCACAGAAGAGUUCAAAUGCAAUCCACAGGCUUCACAAAAUAGGUGCUCAAUGGACUUUUUUGUGAUCCCAGGAUUCAAGAAAAUAAAUUGGCAUAACAAAGGCUAUAUAGGCCAAAAUAUGGGG
Molecule: messenger RNA, 58938 nt
Organism: Pelobates cultripes (western spadefoot toad)
Lineage: Eukaryota; Metazoa; Chordata; Amphibia; Anura; Pelobatidae
Source: the annotation of a GenBank genome assembly